Spirometra erinaceieuropaei is the source of this 68643-nucleotide messenger RNA. NCBI's taxonomy places the organism in Eukaryota, Metazoa, Platyhelminthes, Cestoda, Diphyllobothriidea, Diphyllobothriidae. The record is from the annotation of a GenBank genome assembly.
AUGACAAUGAGAUUUGCCAGCACCGCGACCGCACCCACAUCAACGAUUGUAUGGGCAACCCUCUUUACCUCCGUCCUUCAAAGCGUCAAGGGUUGCUUCAACCUUCCUUCGGCCGUAUGUCCAGACGUGCGAGACAUUGGGCGUAUGUGAGAGCUAGUUAGGAGCGGUUGCCACCCGUUUGCAGUCACAACGACAGCCAACAAGUAAAACUUUACUGCCAGAUUAUGUCAUAUUGGUCAUGAAUAUUAAUCAUGCAGGAACGGCCGCGGCGACGGCGACGGCGCGAAUACGACCUUAAGUCGGAGAACGUACCGACAGUGAGGGUCCUUUGUGACGCGACCACGGGGUACGUAAAACUCGGAGAUUUGUUGGGCCAGUCUUCAGCCUGCUAUACAGUGCAGUAUCAUUUAGCUAAAUAAAUCAUGCUCAUCAGGUUUUGCAGGGACCGUUCCACUCCACUGGAUUUUAUUCAGUAAGGAAAAAGUUCCAAGCAAAUGCCUCCAAAAUGUGUUAACUACAUCAAUGUCAGUACGCACCAGGGGGUUGCAUCAGUUCCAUAAAACGGGAGGCCACUUUCUUGGGAACGACUUUGCUAUGCCUGUAAAUGCGGCGUUUUCUCGCCCUUCCAUUUCCUAUUUUUCAUUAUUGUGUCUGAUAAUUAAGCGGAAUCCUCCCAGCCAGAUUGGUUGAGCGUUAGAGUUGAGGUUAAAGAGUCAAAUAGAAUUGGACUCAGGGAAUUAACGCCAUCCCUGAACCGGCUGAACUGGAGUAGUAUGUGUUUUCUGCACAAAUUUGUUUCAGCCCCCUCGCAAUACUACUUAAAUGACGAAACGCACGCCUUAUAGAUUUUUUUUGCUGCUUUUUGAGGCAACUGCGGAGAUUUCGGUCAAUCCGCUGGCCUCUCGGUCCUCCUAAUGUGGUUCUCGGCAAAACUGUAAAUUCAAAGAUCUCUCUUGUCUCAAAACAACCGCCAUCAGGUCGUAUCAACUUCGGCAUCCGAAAACUGGUCAGAAGUUUUCUGCCACACCAGUUGACCGACCGACCUGUAUUGCAUCCGAGUCCUCCUCGUUUAUGUGAAGACCUGGACGUUUGUUUGCGAACCAGUUGUGUGUGUGACACGUGCAGGCUGUCUGUUUAGCCGCCUCCAAUUUUCUUUUUCCUGUCUGAGCUGUUUUGGAUGCGAAAGGGGGGUGGCGCAAUAGAUGCAGUGCAAGUCUGCGCAAGUCACUGUCCCUGCGCCCGUCACACCGGGGGGCACACGCUGGACAUCAAUAUUUGCCACGGCCGAACGGUCAUACGAUAAGAGGAUACAUCAGUUUCGUAAAAAGGGCUGAAUGCCCUUUGGAACCAAUUCUGGCCUAGAGGGCUACCAACUGACGGGAUCGCUCAGUCCUCUCAAGAUGAAGAGGCAGGACACUACGACUUCUUUUUAGUAUGGUCUCUGCAGCACUCCCACUUAGGCAGAAUGUUUUUUUUCGACAAGGAAAAGGGAGGCGUUGCACUUCUAACCAGCAUGUCGCAGUCGCGCGUUGGUUAGAAGUCCAAUGCCUCCCUUGUCAUUGUCGAGAAUAACAUUCUGCCUAUAUCAUGCCCCACUGUGCGGCUACUGGUUAGGCUCGAGAGAAAGUGCCCAUAAAGCGCAACGGGACGAGCGAGGUCCGUAAAAAAACGGUCGGUGAGCGCCCCCCUACCACCCCCACUUACCGUGCGUGACCUAUCUCAUGAAAUGUUGGCCGAAAUUCUGAAAUGUGUCUUCGAUCAGGAAGUAUUACUUAGGUGAGCUAGUAGCAUUGAUUAGCAUGCAGCACAAUGUUAUAGCAUUUCGGACUCACCAGGAUAUCGGCUUUUGGAAGUACUUCUUUCUGACCUUCUGCAGGAACCGAGAUCUGUAUAAAAUGACUAUUUAAUUAGCACGAAUUUUUCGUAUUGAUUUUCGGUGGUCUUGCCAAUUCAAAUAUAUUUUAUAGAAAACGUGCACACAAAUAGGCCUUAUUUUACGUGUUCGGUAGAAAAUCACACUGUCUUCAUACCUUACAGAUGAAAAAAGUGCAUAUUUAGGUUUCAAAAACUUUCUAAUUAUGAGCUUUUCAAGACCGUGCGAUGCCCAUCUGUGCAACAUCGUACAUAUCAGUUUACGAAGCCUUCCCAGGAAAUGUACAACACAGUCCGGAUCCAUUGCAAAAUUUUACAAACUCUAUAUGAUAUAUUUCUAAAAGCAAAGAGGAAUAUAUGAUUUUCCUUUCGUGGAAAGCGUGCACCUUGCAAACUGAAAUCGCUAAACGCUAAUGCAGUGGCAGAUCUGGCUCAAAAUUAUUCGGGAAUUAGAAAACUUUUUUUAAACCAAAAUAUACACUUUCCUUGGGCGUAAAAUGUAAAAACAAUGAGAUUUUCUACCCAGAUGAGUAAAAGAUGGCCUAUUUUUGUACACAUUUUCUAUAAAAUAUAUUUAAAUUUUUAAGGGCAUCAACAAUCCAUGGGAGAAAUGCAUGCUACUUAAGAAAUCAUUUUGUGCGGAGUACGGUUUCUAUGGGAGAUUGAAAAUCAGCGUAUACUAAAGCUGGCAUCCUGCCGAGUCCGAAAUAUCGAAAGAUUAUGCUGCGUGCUAAUCAAUAUUACAGCCCCACCGAAGCAACCCUUCCUAAGCGAAAUCACAUUUAAGAAUUUCGGCCCGAGUCCUCCCUGUUUGUGUGAAGUCCCGGGCCAUGCGUGUAUGGCAUGCGUAGAAGGUCUGUUUAGCCUUGCCAGUCAGUGUGCUGGAUCCCACCUCCAAGCUUCUUUUCUCUCUCUCUCUCUCUCUCUCUCUCUCUCUCUCUCCUGACAUUAGAUCCUUGUAGGCGAGGAAGGAGAGGACGAAAUAGAUGCAACGCAAGUCUUCGACCACUAAAAACGGAAUCAUGCUAUGGAGGACACGGCGGAGGUCAUCAUCCGCAACGGCCGAAGCGUCAUACGGUAGGGGGAUCCAUCGAUCACGUAAAGAGGGCCGGACACUUCUCGGGAUCAACUUUACUGAGUGGAUAAUUGCGGUGUUUUUUUUUCACCCUUUUGCAUUGCUAUUUUGAUUUUUUCAUCUUUCGAAUAAAUCAAAAGUCUAAAAAGUUCCUCUAAAAGCAAACAAGACAUCCAGUGGCUCUCUCAUGGAAUCCGAAAAUCACCAGUGAAAGUUUUACUAGCGACGAUUUUAAAAUGAAAAACCUAGUUUUCUCAUUCUGCUGGCAAACAUAUAAGUAGUACUGUCUGAAGCCGUUGUGUUGGAUUGGAACUAGUGACUUGGCAGACUGCCAAAAUGCAGCGGAUCCUUCACGACGUGGUUUUUAUGGCUCCCGCCAGGUUUCUGCGAUCUGGAUCUGUGUGUGUGUGGCACGCUUUAGUCAGCGGUUUCGGGUUGCGUCAGCCGUGCCGGUUCGGUUUGACUCAUGCUUCGGGGGAGAGGGUGUUUCGAAGGAGCCAGUGAGGUUAAUUCAUCUCAGACUCCAAAGGUAGCCUUGCUACUACAAGCAGCUAUGCGCACUUUGGAAGCCUUGACGCCCUGUGAAUCAUGCUUUGAAAAGUUGCCAACAGGCUGGGUAAUUCUGCUCUGCUCUGCUCGGGGCUGGGACUCAAACCGCAAUGCACCUCAUGAAUACAGCUUCUGUUAUACCUCCAAGACCUAUCACCUUCUUUAACUUCUGGUUGCCAUGGAGAUAGGGAGAAGCACGGGCGAGGUACGCUUAGAAGUAACUUCAACCUCGACAUAAGCUACAUCCAUGUCCCGCGUCGGUCGUCAGGACUUCGUCCUCCCACCGGAAUGUGUUCGAUGUGGGAAGAGAGGAGGAGGUAGGCGCUGCGAAAAACUGCUUCUCGCGCGAGCCAACAUUGUGCCAUGUCAAGGACCUUGGCGAGACUCGUUGUCUGUCAGUGGCAAGGUGUCGGUCGGGCUACGAAGUGGCGGGGAGAAAUGUCAAGGACGCAUUCUGUUCGUGCUGAUUUUAUAUAGAGAGCCUAUGCAUCAAUUAACUAAACACACUUUUAUUGAGAGUAAAAAUUUUUGCAUUACGCAGAUGCCCAAAACACCCGGGCAGAAUGGAAUGCUGACAAAGUGCAAGGAAGACGAGAGUGGCCGUUUCUGCCCCAUUAGAUCUCAUCAGACAGCCCCACCCACUCCCAGAUUUGCGGCACCUGACCCAACAUUCUGCCAUUGAGCCACUGGGCAGACCUCCUGUAAGCGAAUAUUAAUUUUGGUGAAGAGGCGUUCACCUAGCAGGUUACUAGACGUGUUCGUCUCCUUGUGGCUUGGGGCCCAAUCUAGAGAAAUCGCAGGUGGUCGUUUGUCCAGAAGUAGUGAUACAAGACGGGGAAUCUCGUAGCCUUAGUCGCGGACACCUCUCUAUUAUUAAAAUUUUGCCAAAACUGGAGCAUUGACUUGUUUUAGAUAAAGACUUAAUAUGUCACAAUGAUAAAAAGAGGAAGUGUUGUGCACACUUAUCGAAAAAGAUUGCCCUCAAGACAGAAGAACAGGAACCAUUUCGUGAUUCGGGUAAUCGAAAUUCAAGGAGGGGUGCCUACGGCCGCGUCCUAACUCGAACCUUAACUUAAAAAGAACCUUAACUCUAAUCCUGGGCAUGACCUUUACUCUAACCCUUAUCUCCCUGGUCACCUAUAUUACGGCGGAGUUCCUGCUCCCGUGUGUUGCCAUAUUUUCUAACUAGCUCAGCUCCCCAAAAUUAAUGGAACAAAUGCGCACUACUUUAGUAGCAAUAGACUCGCGGGCGCGACUUAUCCAGGUGCCUGCGAAGAUGCCCAGCCAAAGACCAGCUUGCUGUCCCACUGGACCUCAUCUGAUUUGAUUUGUCAAUCUCCUUCGCUCCCCCUCACCCCCCCCCCCAGAAACCAGAACUACUUAUUGACCAGAUGACACUGGCAAACCCACAUGCCGUGCAGAAUUCCAUCUGCGUCAUGGAAAGGUAGUAUUUCAUCAGGCAAUCUUUUAAGUCUUCGGUAUUCCCUUUCGCCGGCAUUAUUAUUUAAGAUGUCAAGUCCGGCAAACGUCCGCUUUCGAUUAUUCGUCACUGGGCCUGUAUAAUAAUAUAAGUGGGGAUAAGGUAGCAAAAGUCAAACAGCCAAUAAACAGCAGGUGCGGGGGAGAGGGUUGAGGGCACUCCUAGUCCAGUUCUGUCCCCAAGGAUAUGAGGAAUGCGUGUUACUUACUGGGUGGUGCCUUUCAGUCGCUGACCGACUGCUUAUCAAACCUUUGUUGGGUGAUGGCGCAGACAAAUGCAGGGCUGUGCGUCAUUCUUCUGGGCCUCAGGGUUUGCGAGCGUCUGCGAUGUCAUGGUUCAGCAAACCACUGGCCUUGCAGCCCAGUGUGCGCCGGCAGUUCUCCGGUAUUCAUGGUUCCCUGCCGCUAGAUGCGCUUGUGCUCCCGCUGUUGUUGUUGGUCGAAAUCCUAGUCAAGCGUUUGCUAUGGUCUAGGGAGUGUAGAAUGGAUCGCCAAGGUGCGGGUUCGGCCGCGCCGCCCACCUGCGCCCUCCCCCACCUCCGGUCUUAUUGACCCCGCCUUGACGCCAGGCUCAGGUGGGGGUGGGGUAGAGAGUGCGGUAGAUGGUGCUUAAGCUCACAUUAACUAAAUCAAGUGCAAGUCAUCGUGUCUGCUUCGCCUUGCACACGGUAGACACCGUCGGAUGCGACUGCCGAAUUAUCAUGUCUCUGCUUCGUCGUCGCAAUACGACCUGGCAGGUGUGCUGAGUUAGCCUUAGCGUGUUUGUACAAACGCACAAGGCUGAAUUGACUAAUUGUAUGACCGGUGUCUCUGUCGUCACAGGUGUUAGCUGACGCAGGAACUUAGAGUGUCUCGCUGGCAAUUCACAGAUGACCAUGGUCAACCAAAUGAGCCACAAUUUCGUCUUCAUGUUGUCCUUUGUGCAGUUUGCAAAUAAAAAUACAGUGAAGCAUACAGUGAGUGACCUAUCUCAUGAAAUGUUGGCUGAAAUUCUGAAAUGCGUUUUCGAUUAGGAAGGAUUACUUUACAGCGGUUGUAAUACUGACUAUCUUGCGGCAUACUCUUAUAACAUUUCGGACUCGGCAGGAUGUCGGCUUUUAAAUGCACUUCUUUUCAAUCUCCUAUAGAAAGCGUGCUCGGUAAAAAAAUGACUUCUUAAAUGGUAUGCAUUUUUCCCACUAAUUUUUGGUGGUCUUGGAAAUUCAAAUAUAUUUUAUAGAAACCGUAAACAAAAAUAGGCUUUCUUUUAGUCAGUCAAUAGAAAAUCAUGUUUUCUUAAUAUUUUAUACUUAAGAAAGGAGUAUAAUUAGGUUUUAAAAAAGUUUUCAAAUUGCCGAAAAAAUUGGAGCCUGAUCAUUCGUUGCAUUAGCGCUUAGUAAUUUAAUUCUGCAAGGUGCAUGCGUUCCGCGUAAAGAAAAUCACAUAUUUUUCUAUGCUAUUAAAGAGAUAUCGUACAGAGUCCAUAAAAUAUUGCAAUGGAUGUGAACCAUGUUGCACAUCUCAUGAGGAGCAGUGGUAAACGGCCAGAUAGGAUGCUAUGUGAAUUGACGUUUCGCGGUCUUAAAAAGUCUCAUAAUUAGAAACUUUUUUAAAACCUAAUUAUAAUACUUCCUUAAGUAUAAAAUAUAAAGGAGACGUGAUUCUCUAUUGAUUGACUACAAGAAAGCAUAUUUUUGUUUAUGGUUUCUAUAAAAUAUAUUUGCAUUUACAAGACCAUCGAAAAUCAAUGGGAAAAAUGCAUGCUAAUAAAGUAGUCAUUUUUUACCGAUUACGCCUUCUACAAGAGAUUGAAAAGAAGUGCAUUUAAAAGCUGACAUCCCGCCGAGUCCGAAAUGUUAUAAGAGUAUGAUCAUUCUAUUAUUUUUAAUGUGCGACAUGCAGAUAAAUGCCGUAUUUAUUCACACUGGCUACCACUGAUUAGAGUAUGGGCUGUACAUCAGCAUGCGGAAGAUGUUGGUAAUGUGUCAGCCAUUCCGGCUAGUGAAUGCGGCGAACUUAUGGGAAAUGUCAGUGAAAUUAGCCACACAGCUGUGAGAAACUGUACCUCCCUGGAACUUCAAGAGCGGUGAUGAAUCGGUAGCGUGAACUCUACAGUCUGUCGGGUCUGCGGUGGGUAGAAUGCUCAGUCCACAAUCGUCGCUGCAAGAAACUGGGAAGGUACAGAAUUUGUAACCCUGACGGCAGAGGCGUGGAUAACUUGCAAUGGUAACAGGGAAGAAAACGGAGUUGGCCACGGAAAUAUGGAGCCUCUCUCACCUACUACAGAUGACCUUACUCCGAAUUUAAGGAGGGAUAAGAGUUCGGGUUGGAGUAAGUGUUAGAACUCGGGAAUAGGGAUUUGCAUGGAAUUUACCGCUAGGCCACACGUAGUACGGGGAGAAGUCUAUUUUCCCGUGCCCAACACGGUUUCAGAAGGGUUUUGCUGGAAAAAAAACAGUAUGGUCCCCGCAUUGCAGUUCGCCCUGCUAUAAAUUCUAGGCGGUUAGCGCUAGGGUUACGGAAAGGAGGGUUAGAAUCAAGGUUAGGACAAAUGUUAAGGCAUAGGAGUAGUAAGUUCCCUGGGAUUUAGCGGGAGGUCACCUGUAGUUCUGGGGUAGGGGGUUCAUAUCCCCGAGUCCGACCGAAAACUGAAUCACCACCGUCCAGACAACCUCUAAAAAUAUUGAAAGCGAAGUGGGAGGAGACGGUUCCGGACACGGAAAACCUGGAAUCAAAGGUAGUACUCAGUACCUGUCCUGUGCGGAGACGCGUUUACCUGCAAAAAUAGCUACGACAUACGUCUACUUAAGCAAUUACUCUUCAGUGACGUCGACGUGUGUGCAUGUAGGAUUUCGAAUGGCGUAUGGGUUAAGUAAAGUCAGGCAGUCAGUAAAUACUUAUCUCUGAAAACAAUCCUACAGUUUUCGAGGAAAGAUUGCCAGAUCAAGUCGGGUAUGGUUCGGAAGGACAACAGUUGGGUUUUUCGCCGGGCAUCUUCCCAGCCACCUGUAAAAAUCGCACUCUCGAGUUUACUGCCAUUUUUAGCAGUAUGCGUCUGUUUCAUCGAUUUUCAAGGCUUACGGAGGUCAGAUAAUAUUUUAUGGAAAGUAUGCACAUCAAGCUUGUUUCUCCCUGUUGUUUCUGUGGCAUAUUAGCCUUAGAACUUUGUCUAAAACAAGACAGUCUUCUUUCAGACCUUCCAUAGAAGGCGCACUUUAUUUUUAGCUAGUUUUGGUGGAAUCAAAAUAAACCCAACAACACCUACUUCAUAAAAUGUCAAGCGGGCGAAACUUGUUUUUAAGGUUUUGGUUUUGCUGUUUAUACUUGUCCUCUUAUGUCCUUGUUAAAGUUGGUCUGUUUUUGAAAUUUUGAGCAGGCCAGUUUGGCAUUUUCAGCUGUCGGUUGCAACAAUUGUUGCACUGGGAGUUUUAGCUGCUAAAACUUUUCGAAAACCAAAUCCUUGCAACACAAAGUGGCUUCGGAAAGAAAAUUAGUUGAAAAAAUGCAUGUGUUUGUUGCCAGCGAAAAGGCUGCCUAUUUUCCACUGGCUCCAGAAAGACCGUUAAAUAUAAGAGACUUUCGAUCUGUCGACAGUUACAACUCUCAAGAUUAAUUUGCAGUUUCUGCAUUGGAAGUAAGCACCAGCUGCAUCGUCUAAAUUCUAGAGAAACUUCAAGGUCAUCUUUCAAGGUCACACAGUUGGCUGUCUCGUCGGCUUCGCGUUUGCUAUUUACAGAGGGCAGUGUUGGAAAUGUAGAACAGCCGUUUUUAUAUAAUUCUGCCUACAAGAGGGAAAAGGUACGUGUUAUUUAACGUGAAGAUUUUUCAAUGACAGAGAGAGACACUCAAAAGUCUUUUUUCUGCGAGCAUGAGCUGGAGUGUUAGCCAGUUUUAUCACAGAACUACACGUCGACGUGGCCAGUCAGAAGUGUCUCAGUUGUAGCUACGGAUGUCCCUAAAAAUAGCAUGAACAAAAUGUUUCAUUUUAGUGUUUCCUUAUGAGGGUUUGUGUAAAUUUUAUCAAAGACGGAAUCGCCUUACGCCACAAAAACUACGAUUCUCUAUAACGACACGUUCAAGCAAAUCAAGGACCAUUUAAUAAUAUAUUUUAAGUGCGGUUUUGAGAGUACUGAUCUACUUUUGGGUUCAUUAACUUUGAUGAUCCAACAAAGGGAGAGAAGGCUUUCGUUCGUAGACGUCUAUCACUGGACUUACUCUUCAGAAUAUAAAACGGUAAGUUUUGAAUCCUGGAUCUGGUUUUGUUGAGAAACAGUAUACCACCCACUAGUCAAUUUCGCUGGUUUUUACAAACCGCCAUACCAAACCAUCCUAUUAACAACACAAGUCACUUUUAAUUUAUCAUUACAUACCAAUAGUUGCUAAUAGGAAUUUUCCACAUGAAUUUCAGUGGAGCGUUUUUAGUUUCAAUAAACUAAAAAUGUGUAAUAGAUAUACACGGUUUCGUACACUUCACUAGCGUUAUUCUUCAGCACCUAUGAUUGGAAAUUGUUCUACGAGCAUUACCAAACUCGAUUCAUACUGACAUAGCAUUGUGUCCCAGUUCAUGACGAGCGUUAGAAAGACUGACGACAAAAUUCCCUGAGCAUAUUUGACAAGUUGCUAAGAAAAUUGACUGUCAUCUGGGCUUUUCAUUGCGGAUGUUUCGUUCAGUAAGCGGUCAUUUAUGGUUUGUCGGUCGAAAAUUGGUUCGGUCUACUCUAAGACCGUAUCACAUGACGUAAACCGUCAAAAGUACAAAAAUUCUCACCAAAGCUCAUUAUGUUAUGCAAUCAGUGGGUAGACUUUUUGUUACCGCGACCGGAAAGAAAUGAGGGGUGAUAGGGCCUCAGCACUUGCAACCAGCGUUUAGAACACAAUAGUCGAGUUGACGGAGAAUAUCCCAAAUGGGCGUUGUCGAGUAUUUGGGUCCAAAAAUGUGUGCGCACAUAUUAGUGUGGGUGCACUGACGUGCCUUUCUGUAUAACGCACUCGCUUGAGGCGAUCGAUGGCGUCACACGAUUGCAAAUUGCACUUCGCAGAUGCGUUUCUACCAAUCAGCUGCGCCCUUAUGACAUGUUCUCUUGGCGUUUCAUUGGCUGACGCAUGAGCGCGCACGUGCGUUCGCGGACUGACAAUACGUCGAGGCUCAUAGUUAUCCGAACAGCAUUACUUUUGCCCUGGAAGGGACCGUCGUACAUCGCGUGGCAGGAGGUUGUCUUUGAGGGCUUCCAAAAGGCCUAACGUGGAACAGUAUACAGAAAAUCGUACGUUAUCGGCCUUAAUUUGUCAACAUCUUAAAUGCUCUAUCUUCAUCAGGGCUCGUAUUAUUUUCCUUCCCACGCGUAGUCAUCUUACAAACUGACUUGUUGUUGGAUUCUACUUGAUCGGAUGGGCCUUAGAAAACCGAUAACCGUUUAAUGCUAAGAAAUUCACGCUGACGCCAAAUCAGUUUUAAAGUCAUCUUGGGGUAGCUUGUAUCCGAAGUAGUCCACUUUUCAAAGAGUCAGUUGAUAAUGAGUUUGCAAUAGGAUCCGCUUUUACGUAACUAUCAUGUCAAGAAAAAUGCCUUAACAACAUGAGGUGAUAAUACUUAAUUGGGGGAAAUAUGGGGUACUAGAGAGAACCAGCUCAGGCAAUGUCCGUAGAUUUUAACCCACGAGAAUCGGACAUUAACUCGUCUUAAAAUCAAAUGAACCGAUUGCAUGUGUAACAAAAGGAAAAGUUUAUCACUUCAGUAUGUUUAUACCCAUUCAAGCUAGGCAAACUUGUAAAGUUUCUUGAACUGGCCGUCAAAUGAAAGGAACUGAGGGUAACUAUAGGACGUAAGUAUUGUUUCCUAUUUGUUUUAAAGCCUUUUGUGGUAAAACGGCACAGGUUGGAUCAGGACCUACAGGAGAUAUUGAAAUCCGAAUGCGUUUCUCAAUGAUCGUUUAUGUUCCUUCCAAGAUAACUAAUUGUUUGUCGUUUUCAAUGUUCGGUGAGACAGAACGUGCCAAAUUAAACCGGGAAUGAAAAUUAAGGGAAAAUCUAAAUGACGGGGCCUAUCGCCAUGGAGAACACUCAAAAUUACCGGUUCCUGCACCGAGCCCCUUUAUAGCAGAUGGUUGUGACCAGCUUCCCAAUAUAAAAACAAUUACCUGAUUGAGGGUUAGAAGCGCAACCUUAGAAAGCGGGAAGAUUCCAAAAAAUAAAAUGCUUCUUUAACAAAGGAUGAAGUCAUGGUCGAACAAACUUUGUCUUUAAAUAACUGAGUGAACCGUGACUCUCGAUCCAUGGAGAUAACAGUUGCCACGGCCGGUUUUUGCAUUGAUAUAACGUAAUAAGCGGUUUAUCAAACGACCCAAGAGGCGAAUGGGUCUACGUUUUAAGUUUGAAUUUUUUAUUUCCUAUGACGAGUUGACACACCAUCAGCAUUUUGAAGUAAGAACGCCUUUCCACACAUCCUCACAAACGUUUUCCCGACCAAGUAAAUCCUGGAAUUUCGCGCUAUGGGAUAGCACACUUUACUAACUGUCAUUCAUCUCUGUUUAACUGGAAGGGUUUGAACUGUCUGCCCUAAAUUACGCAAUCAUCCAGGCCUGAUGUCUCCAAAUUUGACGUAAACAUGGGGCUAUCCACCGAAGCCUUCAAAUUAGAACUAUGUAGUCGAUUUAAGUCUUAAGCACUUUGUCGAUUUGACAAAAACAUCUCUAAACUUCAGUUUCUACCUCUUUACAUUCACAUGUUUCGCUGGCUGAUCAGUUAAAGUGAGGCUAUUGCGUGAUUGAAUGGCAACGAGAGCGUGCAAUCCUACGCUGUCAUACCACGCCAGUAUUGAGCAAGGAAGGUUAAGUAAUCACAGUCUUUCGUGAGGGCCGCCGGUCCUUUCCAAUCCACCUUCCUCAAUCUCAAAUUUCAGGCGAAUCAAAUGUGUGCUCCGUGGGCGGGGGGGGAGGGGGCUAUUUUGCUGGGCGUUUGCCUGACAGGCGUGAUAAAUUAAAUUGCAGAGUUAUUCAGUAGGAAGCCCAGACGUGGUUUUAAUCAUGAAAGUUUGCGCUUUGCUGUGCGAGUGCGCUUGCACUGGUAAGACCUUGAUAAGUUGUUUUUGCAUGUUUUGCUGUGCAGACUAAUAGGAACUCGCACAGUCGAGUCGUCCACUGGCCGAAUUCGUGCGGCUUGCUCAGCCCUUUACCACGAAGAGCAGGCGAGGUUGGAAAACUGUCUUGUAGGUCGACUACAAACUGAUACUUUAUGCGUACCAUGGGUGGAGCUUAGCGCCGCCCUCUUGAAGAAGGAUGAGAAUGAGGUGGGACUUGGGAAAUUGGCGAUUUUUAGGUAGUUACUUAUUUUCUGCCCUCCGAAGUUGCCAGCCCGCCUUCAAAGUGGCGUCUAAAACGGAAUCCACGGGUUAAGACGUUCGGGUUGAGGACCUAGAUUUCGUCGCUUUGGGUUUUUAAUUUAUGAGGCCUAUUUAGAAAGCUAGCUCCCCCCCCUACCGAAUCGAUUAUGACAAAUGGACCGCCGUAGGUGAUGACGCCCACUGUGUGCCCCACAGCAUGGUGAGGGCAGCGUCGGUGACCUUCACGUGAUUUAGCUUGUAAUGGAGCAGACUUGCGCAGUAUCUACCGCACUCACCCAUCCCUCGCCCACGUCCCUCAGAGGAAAAUCCAAUGUCAUGACGACUGGAGGUGGGCUUGAUUUCAGUGACUAAUUAAGAUAAACAGCCCCCUUACGGGUUCCACGCACAACCUGUUUCUCACUCCAUGUAUACGAGGGGCGGCUCGGAUCGCAUAUUAAUGAGAAUGCUAUAAGGGUCACAUUGGUCGGGGACCAUUACAGCCUGACUGCCGGUCCUGAGAAAGGCGGAGCUGUCCAGUCAGUUGGCAGCCCUCCAAGUCACGACCUCUAACGCGUCAUGAUAAGUUCAGGCGUGUCGAGUUAUUAUUAGUGAGAAAUGCGCUGAUUUGCCGUGUAGAUAGAGUCUCCAGUGUUGGCCCCAUCUUACGCUCUCCCAUGCACCGGUCGACCCUCGGAGCCUUUAAAAACACUUGAUGAUGAAUUUGGGCGUAAGGGCUGGUGCAGCGUGAAGACCCACAUCUAGGGUGUGUCAGCACAUGUAUGUGCGGCAAUAGUUAUGAGCUCGCGCGGAUCCUGCGCAGCCGAGAAGACGCGUCUCGUGAUCCAAUCUUACCCAGCGCCCAUGCAGCAGAGUCUGCUGCGAGGGCUGAUCAAAAACAGUAGAACAAAGAGGCGAAGGAACGAAAACGAAUGAUACAGCUCCCUACGGACAGUGUUCAUCUAAACGUGCAACAGGUCGGACACCUAAGUAUCGUCGUAACGUCUGAGCCGCUCAGACCCGACAUAGGGUGUAUACAGCCAGCGCAGCGUCCUCUAAGUAGCUGUAGCAGACGCCAUGAGAGUUUGGGGUCACUUCCCAUUGCAUUAGCAUGUCUGAUAUACUGAAAACCAUUAAGGUCGCAUUAUCGGUUUUUUUUUCGAAGAUCGUUCCAGUGUUUCAAACAAUCUGGGCUGGGUUGGUUCUUGCUAUAGAGUAUUUGUCAGUCGAGGGGUUCUAUCGGAAAAAACAGGGUAGACUUGGGAACUCUUCACUGAACUGACAGAGCCCCUCAAUUAGUGAGCAACCGUACCUUGCUGAGGACCUGAAGAUCAGUUGCGGAAAACAGGUCAGACCCGGUCAUCUUGAUCACCCUUAUCUCUUUUCCUAAUAAGGUUCGAUAUUCGAUUACUGACCGAUGCACGACCAACUCUAGGUGGAUGUUCAGGGAGAAAACCCAGCUGCCCGUAUUCCACCUUGCUGUGAAGACAGAUUCGUAAAUACCACUUCGGUGUGUCAAAUAAGAUUUUUUGGGGAUCGAGCAAAUGGCCCCCUUUUAAACAAUGGAAGAGGACCACCUGUAAUGCAGGAAUGUUGGUAAUUGAGGUUUUAAGGGCGGAGCCUUUCAAGACAGGAAACACGAUAGAAUGGAGUAUUAAAACAGAUACAAAUCGCAUCUGAGUCGUAUACUUGUUUUAAUGUGCCUAGAAGUGCCGCAAUAAUCCCUUCUCUAUUAAGGGAUUCGCAGAAUGGUUGUCUUACUAGGCCAGAGUACUGUCGAAAUAAACUCGAGCAAGAUAAGAGAUUCCGAGGGUAAAGUUUGCAAUGGAUUACAUGUCUAUAUAUCUCCGCCGAACAUUCUCUCAUAGGGCUUAAUUUUCCUCUCGUUGUCACUGUCCUCGGACGUGCGAGAUGUCCGCACAUUUUCACCCUAGACGGCUAAAAAUGGUUCUCACCCUCCUCCCCCCUCUCUGACUUCAACAUUUCAUUGGCAACACAAAAAAUGAGUAAAAAGUACAUAUUCCUACCGCCUUUUGACAAUGUUGGUUUCCCCACCCGGGUGAAUGGGAAGUAUCAUCACCUGAUGAAAUAUUCAUUACUUUGCUGCCUCUAGCGUUUGUUCUUUUCUUCGCUUUUUGUCGCUGCCCUCUGCACCCGUAGAGUGCACGCACAUCCGGGUCAUCAGAGCCUGACUGGAAGUUGGGGCCUUCACACUCACUGCACUCGGCGCGCCGGCCUUUGUUGCAGCACAAACGCCGCCUUACUGGCGUUCUGGCUGGGUCAGAAAUGUUUAAAAGAAGUGGAAAAGAAGUAUUUAAGUGACUGAGCUCAUUUACCGGAAUCAGGGAAUCUGGUACACACACACACACACACACACACACACACACACGACAGUUCGUCCGUCGAUCUCGACGAUGACCACCGUGUACCCCACAGACUGCAUUGUGGGAGCAGGGACGGUGACCUGCGCAGGGGUUUAUAGUGCCGGUAGACUUGCGCUGCAUCUACCUACACUCUCUCCUCCUCCCCCGCCUGGGCCCGGUGUCAAGACCAAGUCAAGAAGACCGGAGACGAGGGAGGCCGCAGGUGGAUGGCCCGGACGGAUCCUCACCUUGGCGCUCCACUCUGCACCCCCUGGUCCACAAACAAAUGACCAGGAUUUUGACCACAAAACAAUGGGGUGGCGGCAGUGGUCCAGUUGAACGGCGAAUGCCGACAACAGGGUCCGCCAACGCACACCGCAAAUGUUGGCAUUUGUUAUUGCGCACAGAUAACGCCUGCCAGAGUCCGAUGUGGCCCCCGUUUUGGUCCAGCGCAUCUAACACGUGGCCCGUUUAGAGGGCACUACACACACACAAAUACACACACACACACACACACACACACACACAAGGAGAUCCCAUUUGCUGUGUAAGACUGGGCCCAAUUGCCAACACGCAGGAUGCGUGGCAGGGACUCUACCCGCUACACUACUGUAACCACACCCGCCGGCUUUGUCAUUUAAUCUAGCCUAUCAAAGCAAGUCUAGUGUAGUGUAAGUGGGGAAAGGGGUGGGGGAGGUGGUCGUAACUGGUUCUCGGCUGUAGAGGGGUAUGUAGUCAAGCGGCAAAAGCGUUUACUUGUUUCCCACAUCUGGGGCUGUUUAGUGGAGGGGGGUUCCAAAUCAAGUGUUGCUACUGUGCGGAAAUUUACGGCGGGUUUCAGCUGAAUGGAGAUAAUGACAAUUCCUUCCGCCUAAAGAUGCAUCAUAAUCUCGCCCACUCUUCAGUGGUGCGUACACGUAAAAGGAGUUGUAUGUUCCAUUUUUUACUGGCUAUCUAUCCCCAAAAAUUCAGUUUCACAUAUCCAUGCGGAAGAAUAUAGUUCUGACUUCUUCUGUUCAUGAUCAACUGCUUACUAAACCUUAGAUUCCGUCAGCCUAGAAUUUCACAGGCUCAUUCUUCAGCAAUGUUUGAUCCUGCAGUCCCACUUAAGUGAUAUCAUAUGGUCAGGUUUCCAAAAAAAUUUGGUAGAUGCGAAUAAAUUGACUUUACAAGAAUCACGUUAUUGCAUCUUCCUUACCGUUUUAAUCCAGUGAGUGACUGUGCUAGCCUGGGUUACUUCAGGUAGCAGUUCGCGCGCGCUUCCUUUCGCCUGCUUCGAGCCCUUUUUGCGUCCUCUUUAUUAUCCAAGAGUAGCCAAGAAGACUUGCUAAUAGAACUGUUUCGACGGUGUGGAAAUCUGUCGGUUCCACCACGGUGGCCAUGCACUGCGAACUACCAUGUGGUUCCCAUAGUGGCCUUCCAGUUGUGAUUGAGCCCUCCUUAUCCUCUCAAUCCAGCGAGUGGCUGUGUCGGGGGAGGAACUGAAUACAUGCCACCUUCACUCGCUUCCCUGAGCGUGCUUCGAGCUCUGCUUGCGCUCUCUUUCUCUUCCUAAUCCAGCGAGUGGCUAAGUUAGGUAGAUUAGUUAACAUUGUUUUGGUAAGCCAACCAUAUGGCAUCAAUCAAGGGGGGCUUCAGAAUCAAACCUCGCCCAUUCUUCUUUGUUGCGGUUUCGUGCACAGAUUUAUCCGCGGCACGAAUUACCACAGAAAAUGUCAACCCUCCCCCGCUCAUUGCAUUCACAAUUCGUUUUAAGUGUAAAUUUUAGAAUUUACACACAAAGAAACCGGGAGAUCGUACUAGAAGCCAAGCCAGCAUGCUUCCCCCGUCCCUUCCAUGUUGUCAAGUCGCAAGAAACUGGAGGCGCCUUACUUACCUGCGGAGAGCACGAAAUCCUUAUUGCAAAUGUGCACUUGCUCGUGUGUAGACACGUGUCUCAUGUCGUGUCAUGAGGCCCUUAACAUAUGCCGGCGUCUUCAUCAGCAACAUCGGAAUAGGUCGGCCGACGGAGAAGGGGAGGGUGCUUGCCGAAAAGACACUAAUUAUUCAUGCACUUACGGUUAGCCAAGGUAGCAGCGGACGAAAAAAACAAGAAAGACGUUUCUUAAAUAAAAAAUUACGCCAGAAAACUUCGCCUGACGGACAUAGAGUAGGUGGGCUAACUCAGGAAAUGUCAACCAAAAUUCCGAAAUGCGUUUUGGUUUCAAAAAGAUUAAUUAACUAUGGCUGUAAAACUCGUGAGCCUGCAACAUAAUUCUAUAAUAUUACGGUUACCUCAGGAUGCCGGCUUUUGAACGAACUUCCUUCCGGAUGCUUGCAAAAACUAGACUGUAAAAAAUGACCACUCAAUAAGCAUGAAAUUUUCAUAUUGAUUUUCGAUGCCCCUAAAUGUCCAGUUAUAUUUCAUGGAAACAAUGUAUGAACAUAUUUGUUCGUUUGCCCAUUCGGUAGAAAAUUACGUCUUCUUCUAAGGUGAUACUCGAAGGAGGGACAUAAUUAGGUUUAGAAACAGUUUCUGAUUUUGGGACUUUUAAAUACCGUGAAAUGGCCGUUCAUAAAUCGUCGUGUCUCUGCAUUUACCAAUAUGGCUUGUAAAAUUAACAAUAUGGAUCAAAUUCACUGCUAAAUUUUAUGGACCCUAUAUGGUCUGCCUUUGUUACUGCAGAAAAAUGUGUGGUUUUCCGUACGCAGAAAAUAUACGGUUUGUAGUUUGGGAACCCUGAAUUCAAGCGUAACGGCAGAGCGUGUUCAAAUUAUUCGGGAAUUGGAAAAGUUUUUGGAAACCAAAGUACACACUUCCUUUGAGUAAAAGAUUGGAAGAAGACGUUAUUUACUACCAAAUGAGCAAAAUAAUGAAUAUUUGUAUGUCUGUUUUCCAUGAAAUAUAGUUGGACAUUUUGGGUACAUCGAAAAUCAAGGAGAAAAAUUCGGGCAACUUAAGUAGUAAUUUUUGCAUGCAGCCGAAAGGAAGUUCAUUCAAAAGCCGGCAUCCGGAGCUAGCCGAAACAUUAUAGAAUUCUGUUGCAGGGUGGCUAGUUUUACAACCCUACUUAACUAAUCUUUUCAAAACAAAAACGAAUUUCGCAACUUGGUUCGACAUUUCAUGAGUUUGCCCGCCUACUGCACAUUUACUGUCCAUCUACCGAAUUUCAGACAACGGCCUUAUUUAACCCUUAACCACACAUUUUCUUUCUUAAAGUUCUGCAGCCGUAAAAGGAGGAUUUUGCGAGCAAAUAAACGGUAUCGGGCCAGAUUUUGACAUGUGCUCAUCGCGCGUGGAAACUGAGGCGUUCUAGCUGAAUAAUCAAUAAAUUUUAUCGCGAUGCAAGGAAAACCACAAGUCAAUUCCAAUGUAGAAAUACAUGGCAUUUUGCUUUGAAUCCUGUUAGUUAUUCAGUCGAGUGUCCUUCUGUUCAGACAGCAAAAGUCCAUUCUGUCACCACAAGGAGAACACGGACUUUGCGCCAGAAAUAAAUCGGGAAUCAUUAACCGCAUCCGCUCUGGGCUUAAUGCUACAUAACUACCCUUAUCUCUAAAGAGCUAUGACAAAAUUCAGAGUGGUUGCCUUUUGUGUGUCCUGAACUAGUUUCUCUCCUUUUGGCUUAGCUUGAAAACCCCAAGCAAAGCUCAUAUCAACAGCUUAAUGUAUUGUAUUAGAAAGAGUAAAAAAUUGAAAGGAUAGCUAAAGGACUGCUAUUGUUUUAUGUGCUCUGCAGGGCAGUAAGCCAGUGCUGAGUUCUACUCAGCUGCCGGAAAGGUAGUCAGCGGGAGAGUGGGCGUUUCCGUAGUCUAAUCCGGUUUUGGUAGGCUUGCCCAGGUGGGCUGGAGCGAGAACGGAGCAGAUAACCGUGCUGCGCGGAAGCCACCCCUCCGACAUUUUGUUUUUCCGAAAUGUCCACUCUGAAAACAAAAGGCCUUUAGGUCUGCAUUAGUAAUUUUGCAUACAAACUCGGACAGAAAAAAGCCCAGGUUAGGGAGGGGACCUGCCUGAAUUCGGCAGCUGACCUCGUCAAUUGACACUCUUCCUUCAAAUUACGUUAUGCAGUGUGUGCCGGCCGUCUGCUUCCGUGCAGACUUACUGUAGCCCUCCUGACUAUACCCAGACUUUCGGAGUGCCUCUGUGGGAGAUUUGGGACAAGCUUUUGAGCACAUGUUAAACCCUUGCGAUGAACACAGAAGGCAUAUAUACAAAUAUACACAAAUACAUACAUAUACAGUAGGUGGGUUAAAUCAGGAAAUGUCAACCGAAAUUCUGAACUGCGCUUUCGUUUCGAAAGGAUUAAUUAAGUAGGGUUGUAGAACUAAUCAUCGGGCCGCACAAUUCUAUAAUAAUUCAGUUACUCCGAGUUGCUGGCUUUCGAACAAACUUCCUUUAAGCUGCACGCAAAAACUACACUCUGUAAAAAAUGACCACUUAAUUAGCAUGCAAUUUUCUUAAUCAUUCCAAUUAUAUUUCACGGAAAACAUGCAUAAAAAUAUUCAUUCUUUCGUUUAUUCCGUAGAAAAUUACGUUUCCUUUCAAUCUUAUACUCGAACGAAGAGUGUUGUUUGGUUUUCAAAAAGUUUUUUAAUUCCCGAUUAAUUUUGAACCCGCUCUGCCGUUAUACUUGGAUUCGCGGUUUCCAAACUACAAACGCUAUAUGUUGUAUGUACGAACAAUCAUACAUUUCUCCACAGUAUUAAGAGAAGAUCAUAUGGGGUUCAUAAAAUUUUAGCAGUGGAUUUGAUCCAUAUUGUUAACUGUACAAGCCGCAUUCGUAAAUGCAGAGACAUGACGAUUUAUGAGCGGCCAUUUCACGGUAUUUAAAAAUCUCACAAUUAGAAACGUUUUUAAAACCGAAUUAUAUCCCUCUUUCAAGUGUAAAAUUGGAAGAAGAGGUAAUUUCCUACCGAAUAAACGAAAGGAUGAAUAUUUUUAUGCAUGUUUUCCAGGAAAUAUAAUUGGGCAUUUAGGGGCAUCGAAAAUGAUUGAGAAAAUUGCAUGCUAAUUAAGUGGUCAUUUUUUACAGCGUGUAGUUUUUGCGUGCAGCUUAAAGGAAGUUUGUUCGAAAGUCGGCAUUCCGAAGUAAUUGAAUUAUUACAGAAUCGUGCUGCCCAAUGAUUAGUUUUACGACCCUACUUAAUUAACCCUUUCGAAACGAAAGCGCGGUUCAGAAUUUCGGUUGACAUUUCAUGAGUUAAACCACCUACUGUACAUAUACAUACGUACAUACUGUCGUCCUCCUAGAGGCCUCGAUUUAAGCUAUGUGAUUUAAUGCAGAAUGACCUUCCCUCAGAUAGGAGAAUGGAGCUCAGAGAUCGCCACAGGUCCCCUUGGAAUUUUUCAGUUGGAGCAGAGUCAUCCGUAUAUUCAGUGUGAACCUAUUCCUCUGUGUCAGUUCUGACUCAAGAUGCGAACACACCUUGAGCAACCAUAUGCCAUCUGAGAUCGAGUCCUAUGAUAGGACCUCGCCUGAAGGGCAUAAGACCGAAUCGGAUGUUAUCCUUUUCAAGCAAACACAAUGAUCAGGUAGUCUGAACUUAAAUUGCAAACUGCGCCUUCACAUGAUAUGACAGUUCGAUCGUCACAAACGACGCCUUUCACUACGUGUUCCAACAGAAGGAUCCAGCCGCGGUGCAUUGCGCAUGAGUCAGUUUCUAAUGGGGCGGGCUUUCACAGCAUCCAACUCACUCUCUAUCCCAGCAUCUUGUUUUCCCGAUGGCAAAAAAAUCUCAAGAUAUCCUGAGAGGGUUUAUAAGGACUUAAAUGUAUGUGAGUCAUAAAGUACGGUUUUUACGUCGUGGAUGUUCAAUGUUCGUGAUCGAGGAGGGAUCACUGAUAGGUAGUUAAUAGAAACUAACCGUUGGUUACGCCAUGGAUUCGUUUAAAAAACCUGACCGUUAUCGCAGAAAUGCGCAAUGAGUUUUUAGAUGCUUUGUGGGUGCUCGCGUGUGUAAUACCUAAUUGAACGCUUUAGCUUAGAAGUUGUCAUAACUUCCUGUUGAGGUACCAACUCAUAGCUUCAGACAAUAUAGCACAAACCAUUGAGAUUGAUUAAAAAAGGUUUUUUUCUUGGAACCAUGUGAGCAUUGGUUCCUGUUAUGUACUUCUUGAAGAGUACCAGAGGAAGUUGAAUUUCAACCAGCGUAAACGAUUUGACUACGACUGUGCACUGACUUUCGAAUACGUUAAGAAUUUCUACGCGAAAGGAAGCCAUUACUGUGGAAACACUUGGAGCCGAGUAGACUUACAGAAGGGUUUUCCCGGAGAAGCUUGAAAUCGCGAUGAAAUUCGGGAUGACAGGGAAAUGGGCAGCACCCGUGUGACGGGUGGUUUUACGCUAACUACCUAGGCAAUAUCUAUUUUCGUGUCUUUAUCCCAACCCUAAACUCAGCCCGAUCCUUCUGAAAGUUAGCGUUUGAGCACGUCUAGUACAGGAAAAUGGGGUACAUAUACCGUGUUCAAUUCUAAAUUGUUUUAGCGUUUCAGAUGUGCACACAACAUCAUUUUAAAUUAAAAGGCUUGUCGUGGAUAAUACUUUGUCUCUUGCGUGUUUACAAUUACCCUCAAAUGUUUUGAGCCGACUGGUGCAAAAACACCAACUUUAAAUUAGAGAAGACUGCACAGGCGGGGUAGGCAUUUGCGGGCUUUCCCCAGUGGGCAAAUAUGCGAGAUUCUCUUGAGUUGAGGAGGAAUCAAAUGUUGUUGUUUGAAGCGUGAACCACUUUGUGCUAAUCGUGAGCCUUAAUUAGCACCAUUUGCCUCCAUCCAUGUCACUCUUACCUGUGAACCAAGAGCCUACUGUUUGUGAAUAUUUUUGACGAACUUCAGGUCAGUUUCUAGAAGAUAUGUUAAGUUGUAUCCUGGCAGUCUGUAGAAUGUGGCGAUCGAUUUUAUGUCUUCUGAAGAAGUUUACUGAAUAUACGGAUGACUUCUACUCUAACUACAGGGGAGCUGUGUCGGCCUCUGAGUUUCAUUCUUCUAUCUUAGGAGAGGUCAUUCUGUAUUAAAUCCCUUGACUUGUAUUGAGGCCUCAUUAGAAGAUUUUCUCUUGAUAAGGGGAAAUUGUGCUCUCUCUGCGACAUCAGAAUUUCAGCAAAAAUUAUGUCUCCUCUUCAACUGAAGUUUACUUCUAGGCAGAACUCUCGCGAGCUAUAAAAACAAUCAGAGCGAGUACUCUCUUUGCUCGUGACACAAUGUAUUUAUUUCCUCAGUACAGAGCUGUGAGAAUGGACACUCGGCCGCUUCGGCUUGAUGAUUGAGAUGUAGGAAGAUCUGUUUCCCAAAGCCGAAGCGGCCGAGUGUCCACUCUUGCAGCCAAAAAACAGUCGACGGAUUUUUUAUUUGUGUCAUGCUAUGCAGAAGUGCGGGGGUUCUCUUAUCAUAUCCCCAUAAGCGAUGCUUUCACGUCGACCCAACUGUGAAAAACUCGACAACCUUGGUGGAAUUCGAACCCACGCAGUAAGGGGGAGGGCUUCAGUACAGUCAACGCUCUAGCCACCUGAGCUACGAGGCCCCAUCGGGAGCCCUGGUUUCAACCACACUUACGUCAAAUUACCUGUCCAGCCUACUGCAACGUGCGGAGCCCACCAAAUCUGAUACAGUGAGCUGACUGUCCAAGUAGAAUUUUCCAGGCACUCCAUCUGGAAUCCACGACGUGACUACCAGGCUCACGUAAUUAGUAGGUAUUUUGACAGGUUUUGGAUAAGUCCUUUAAUAAGCGUUGAUCUGUUGUGGAAUGAUAAUAAUUCCGAAUUUUUAUUCACUUGAAUGCAGUUGACUAAUAAUUGGCUCAGACUAGCUUCCGCCCAGUCGCCCAAAGGUAGUGCUGUUUAAUUCCUUGAUGUAAUAUGGAAGUUUGAACUGAUUAAACUAUCCUUCACUCUCCUGCGGUUACAAACAGUAGCAGACGAGCUGGCCGCGGUCAUUUUCCACUCCCUGAUUUAUUCUGGUUGGGUUUUAACCAAUCCGGGGGGGGGGAAUUCACCGGAGUUGGUGAGAUCUCUGUUAUAGACGUAUCAAUUUGCCGCUAUUAUGCUCUUUUAAAUGAAAGUUGAUGUGAUUGUUUUGGGUUUGGCUGACGUAUCAGGGAAGGCAGUCAAUACUGCCACUUUUUAUGCCUUGAACAGUGUUCACCGGUUUGAUGGUCGUCGCUAUGGCGACAUACGGAGCUUUUUCCUGGAAAAAAGUAACUAGAAUGAGCUAUCGCUGACCGGAAGCCGUAACCAAGCCCUAGGUCGUUUCGAAAGGAAGACAGAACGCUACCUAUCAUAUUACUCCCAUCUAUGGAGGUGGGCUUUCUAUUUAAAUGAGUGGAAUAUAUGCUUGAAUGCUGAGGUUACAUAUCAAACGUUAGGGCAGCUAGUCACUGGGGCCUUCUGAUGGCGCAAAUCCACAUAAAAUGUUCAGCUCAUAUGGCCUGCAAAAGUAGGAAAACUACACAAAAAUAUUUUAUUUGUGGCGUUUUAAUAAUAUUCCAUGAGGUCGUAAGGCGCCUUGCAACGACUUGAAACGUUCAUACUCGGUAGAAGUUGAAUAGCACCACUUAUCUGCAGAUGUUUUUUCAACCAAAUAUAUAUAUAUAUAUAUAUAUAUAUGUGCUGGAAAACAUAUAUAUUGGAGGCGGUCCGAGACUUUUGAGCAAAUUAGCAAAUUACACAAUCAGUCCGCAGAACACUAACUUAAGCUGUCAUGGCAGCGACAUGAAGCCCGAAUACAAAGGGAGUUACAAGGUUACGACUGUAAAUAAGGCCUUAACAGUCAUUCAGGUAUCUUUUGUUCUCCACAUUCAGCGGGGCUGCCCUCCAAUAUAUACAUCAGUCAACAGUCAGAAAGUCGAUUGGUCAGAUUUUCAGUUUUUUAAAACGCCACAGAAUUGAGCCUUGUUAAAUUACUUUGGCCCUGUGUACAGCGACAUAUAUCCACUCUUUGACAAAGAAAUUAGGUGUAUUAGGCAUUUACGGCAGAUUCAGCUGGUGUUAGCCUAUUUAACUAACAGUUUAAAGAGCAUCUAGCAGAAUCCUUUUGUCGGACAUUGGAACUAGAACCGCAAACUACAAGUGGCCUUACACUAAAUUCCUUGGAGCCGCCAAUUUCUGUGUCCCAACCUUGACCCUGACCGUGCGCUCCUCUGAAAUUGGGUUCAGGGCCACCCGUAGUGUGGGGGGAGGUCCAUAUGCCUAUGUCCAGCUGCAUCCUUGAAAACUGCACUUUAGAGGCCGGUAGCAAGUGUGAGUCACGCAAUUUUCCCAUCAAGAUUACUGUUAACUUACCCUGAAUCGUUUAUUUUCAUUGGGUGGGGCGAUUCCGGCUACGUUUGUCCACUGGAAGCGCCAGUGCUUUAAGAAUAAAAACAGGGCGUAAAUAGCAUAGAUGAUGUUUGCUGUAACCCGCAAUUAUGACAAAGAACGGUCAUGGCCUCACCGCAGACCAGAGUAGAUAGGGUGGCUAACAGGACAUGAAAAGUGUGGCCCGAGGGGAUGUGAGUGAACCAGAAUCGGGAAGUCGACACUUCGAGGGUGCGUGGGGUGACAAACACCUUCUGCGUUUCCUCAGCUUCAAUAUGCCACGGAGACAAGCUAAUUACUGAGCAGAAGUACAUAAAUUUUUGAGAAAACAGAGAACUAGUUAAUACUAGCGAUGUUGGCAGGGCAGAAAUAAACGCGGAGCACAUGUGCCCGACUAUUGCCGAAUUAAUUGCGACUUCGGAAAGUUUUCAGUAGUGUCUAUACUAGGGUAUGAAUACGCAGGUAGGAUAAAGACGUCUUUACGUGGAGACUAACACAACUUCUAGCCAAAGCUGUAUCAGUUCGUAGCAUCUACAGACACAGUAUGUGAUGCAUAUCAAAGAACCUCCACUGAAAUUCAGAAAUAUGGUGUUGGCCAGAAAGAGUUACUUAGAGUGGGUUAUAAGAAGGAUUAUCAUGUUGCAUAAUCCUCAGAUAAUCCAGUCACCUCAGGAUACCGGCUCCCAAAUGCUGUCUCCAGAAACCACACCUAAGAAAAAGUGACAACUUAAGUAGUAUACAUUUCCCACUGAUUUUCUUUUGCCUCAUAGAUCUAAGCUCUACAUUUACCAUUAAGAAACAUGGUGCAUUCGCCUAUGCUCCUAAAUAUAUACUAAUUAAGAUCCGAAAAAGUUUAUAAUGAGGAUGGAUCAGGUUACAUAAUUUAUAAGAACAUCACUAAGCGAAGAGGUACGGCACGGCAUGACUAGGCCUCUUAUGAUUUUACAAAUUCAUAAUUGUAACCUAUUCAGAGAGAAACGCGCGUUUUUUUCGAGUGAAAAAUGAAGCAGGCGUGAUUUAUAGUAAACGGUAACAUGAAUGGACAUUUUCUGCCUGUCUUUUUAAAAAUAUGUUUGAGUUAAUGAGAAUAUAGUGAACUGAUGGAAAAUAAAUGGAUACUACACAAUUAGCACUUCUUGCCAUGUGUGACUUUUAAAGGCAGCCGGUAAAGAUGUACGUUUAAAUAGUGGCACUUCGAAGCGAAUGAAAAACUGGAAACUGUGCUGCAAGAUAAUCAAUAUUACAACCCAACCUAAUCAAAACUCCUGUAUUUUAGUCACAUUCCCUGCAAGAUACGUCACCUACUGUAAAGUUGUAUAAGUCCUACCCUGGAACAGCCUCAUACACACGCCCAUGAGGCAUGGGCAGACUCUUCAAUAUUUCAUAAAAAUUUAGUGUUUCCGAUACAAGCAAAAAUGCAAGUUCUGGGGAGUAAGUGGGGGAAAAUAGAUGCGAUCACCGAGGAGCUGGCAGACUGCCCCGGACACGGAUUCCUGAACACGCGGCAGCAUUGCGAAGAAGUGACGCCAACUCCCAAGUCGCAGCUCAUUCGACGAGACCCCGCCACACAUUCAAUCUCGACGAGGCCGAAAUCCACGCAUGAGCUGGGAGUGGCGUAUGUCGUGGUUCAUCGGACUCCAGUCUACUAACAAAUGCAUUGACAUCCGCCCCCAAAUUCAUUGUCUAAACUUAGUUUGUCCAAAGUAGUUAGCCACUCGGGGCGCUCGCAGGACAGUGGGCCUGGUUUCCGAACAAUCAUCACGCCAAUAUCCAACAGGGGUGAUGAAAUUUCAGUAAUUAACGGCUUGCAUUUCGGCCAGCAAGCAAAUGGCGCACCAGAGUGUGACCAUCCUUGAUGAGGGGGGGGGGGUGUUAAUUUUCAUUGGCAUGCAAUAGCAUAGUGACAGCGUCCUCUGCACGAAUUGCGCGAAUCCGAUGCUGUUUCUAAUGCUGCGUCUGGGCUUUAAUCCGAACCGUCAGACGAAAAAGGUUCUUGCUCCCACGAUCACAUCUACUUCGUUUAAAGUCAGUACUCCUGCACAACACACCAAUGCAGUAUAGUCACCUGUACUUGCAUGUUGACGCAAAAAAUUUUUAGGCGAAUAACGACGGGACAACGGGUUCGUGGCCCAGCGGUUAGAGGCGUGGACUUCUAACUAACAGGUCGCGAGUUAAAGCCUCGGGUGUUCCGAACUUCGGGGUUUGGUAUGACUGGCUGACGACGACUAAUAAGCCAGAAAUGGCCAUUCCAGUCUCCCUUGUCUUUGUCGGUAAUAGCAUUCUGCCUACAUAUCAUGCGCCGCUGUGCGGCUGCUGGUUGGGCUCUAGAGAGAGCCCGGAAGGCACAACGGAACGAGUGAGUUCCGUAAAAACGAUCGGUGAGCGCCCCCUACCAUUGUAUAUUCCCGAUCGAAACCGACAGGACAACGGGUUCGUGGCCCAGUGAUUAAUUUCCUCCUUAUGGAUGAUGUGAGUUUAGAAAUUCAGGCGAUGCUGAUAACUAACUUAAUCAAAAAAUCACAGGGCGUUGUCUACAGAGACCUUCUGACUUCGUACACAGUCCUGUCAUGAGCAAUGAGAUUGCCUUCCUCUCCCUCUUCCCCCUCGCAAGCAUACACCCUUCAUUUGUAUGACUGGCUGUCGACGACUAAUAGGCCAUAAAUGGCCAGUUAAGUCUCUCCUGUCUUUUUCGGCAAUGCUAUUUCGCCUAUAUUACGCACCGCAAUACGGUUGCUGGUUCGGCUCAAGAGAGCCCUAAGGCACAACGGGACGAAUGGAUUCCGUAAAGCGAUCAGUGAGCGUCCUUCUUUACCAUUAUUUAUUUCCUGAUCGCCACCGACAGUAAAACGAGCCCGUGACCAAGUUGUUAGGGUGGUUGGGCCCCUAACUACCAGGUCGCGGGAUCGAGCCCCAGGCGUCCCACACUUCGGGGUUGGGUAUCACUGGCUGACGACGACCAGUAAGUCAGAAAUGGCCAUCUCAGUCUCCCUUGUCUUUGCCGGUGAUGUCACUCUGCAUAUCAUCUUUCAGUCUUAAAUUAGCUCUCCUUCUGCGUGGCAGCGAACUGCCCUCACUCAACUAUGACUUGACCCGGAUUUCCUACGGUUUUCUCUCACACGCAGUUUCUGUGCGUUCUUCUGUUUCUCUGUGUGUGUGCAUGAAAACGCAACUGACCCUACCAUCGAAACGUCGAAAAACGAGGUCUGUGAAGAAGGGCUUUGAGGUUAAAUCCUCAACUGCGACUGCCAGGGGCGGUGUGCGCGCUUGCAUGCUGUAUCUGGUGCGAGAUGAUUUAAUGGCACACUGUCUGGCCCUUUCAAACGGAAGCCCAACGGCUGGAAAGACCCCCCGAGGCUGGCGUGACAAUAAAAGUGAUCCGGAAUGUCAGUUGAGUUUUGUCCUCAGAAGAAAUUUUCGGAAAGGCAGCACAGACUGAAAAGAUCAUUUGUGGCUCACUUAUCACUGGCACCCAAACCAUACCUCAACCUGGAGCGAGGAAAAUAGGCGAUUAGAACUCUGGUCUGAUUCGUCAGUCGAUGUGGCCUAACGGCAGACGGGAAAAAGACCGAUCCGCUUUUCAUUCUAAUCGUGGUCUUUUUUGACGUAAUCCUCCUGAUCGCUCCUCGCCACGUAACCAUUUGCAAAGACUCAGACCAAAUCUUCCCGGCACCCAAACCCAUUGCAGAAGAUUCUAAUUCUUCUAGGCCAUACACCUGACUACUGAACAGAAGGAGUCUUGCACUUUGGCCAGCUGACGUUGGGUAGCAGUAGUUUUUUUCUUGAGAAAGAAUAGUAAUACACUCGCGACACGACGGAAAGAAUUUCGUUUGCCUGCUAAAUCCAUUUAUCUUAUCAGAUCACACGACCAGGUGAUGCAAAUAUUAAAAACCAACAACCUCAGUCGACUGAAGAGUCUUGUCAUAAGGCGGAAGUGAAUAAUCAAACGCUGCAUGCAGUCUUCAUCUGCGCCAUCGAUGAGGUAGCAUCUUGUAGCAGUGCGGGCUAAUGCAUACAUUGGUCCCGUGAUUUCCGCGGCAGAUCAGUUUUCAUCCGUCUUCAGUGUAAAACCACCCCGUUUUCACUGCAGUGAACUGCUUCCAGCGCACAUGUUUUUUUCUCACUCAGAACUGCGUCAUGAAGACAAUGCAGGAUUAAUCGCCUAUUUGGUGGGCCAAGAAAAAGCAGUCCCCUGCUUGCAAUAAACUCACCAACUCUUCCCUGUAGAUCUCACUGCACGCCUGGUUAUGCUUGAUUGUGUGCAAAUUACUGCUACAAUGGGAGUCCAUUUACUGGGUGUUUAGUGCUUACCGAACGUACUAAAGUGUGACACUUGAGCCUAUCAGGGGACAUUGUUGCGACCGAUUAAAUUUGCGCAAUACAUGCACACCCCUCUCUUUUCUCCUCAUCUAUGAAUUCCUCGCCCACCUGCUAGCUUACUCACGAGCUGGAAGGCCUUGGGCGUGGGUGCAAUGGGGUAACCAAAGCUCAUCUUUUUCCGCCGAUAGUGCUCACUGUUGGGGGAAGGUGUGGCGACUCGGUUACUACUAGUCCUUUCUAGCACGUUCGACUUUGACGGAAUCGACUAAAACCUACCACAGGAGUGUUUCCGAACAAGAGGACGCAGUGGUCGUCUCCCUUGCCACAAGGCACGUAUAGGCUGUCUACUUAGCUGCCGUGAAAUGUAGUUUUAUCGACUCAGUCGGAAACUUUUUAUAAAUAUCUGAGACAAACUUGAUCAGUUUCAGUGGGAUAAUCGUGUGGUAUUCAUAAACUGCCAACAGGCAGCCAAUAGUAUGCAAAGGCCAACAGACUGGGUGCCGGCUGAGGGCUCAAACACGUGUUUUUGCCGAUGUUCUCUCGCUUUAAGACGCGACUUCAGGGGGGGCUGGGCUCAUCAGUGGGUCCCCAGCUUUCCACGCGUGCCUUCUGUCAGACAGUUCGCUUUUUAAAUGUCAGUCUUUUAAUCUUCUCAGAAAUUAAUCUGCUAACAUGGAGUAAAUCAGUCGGCCCACCGAAUGCCUUGCAGCUGUGUCAUGCUGCGAUAGAAUAUCGACGAAGCACAUGUCUGAGCUUUUAGCUAAUACUUACGUCGUUAGCACGGAAAUAUUAUACAGCAUUUAGUGGUAAGAUGUGAUCAGGUAGCCCCGCCUGGUGGACACAAUACUGUUGUGGUUGGGGUCAGGGGUUAGGGGUUUUGGCAACAAUUUCUCAACCGCUCAAAGUACAACUGCGCAUUCCCAAUAGCUUUUCUUUUGCAUACAACUACUUGGCCUCGUCGUCCCACCUCUAAUAAUCCUUAUUUCCACCGAUCCGAUACUUUAGGUAGUUGGAGUUCGUUUGUUUCAGGUGGGGCUGCAUAAGCACACCUGACCCAUUUGCAUACUUAGGUUUUGGAUGCAUGAGUAAACCUCUUCGGUUGGAAUCGACAGGGACCACUGUGUUACUGACAUGCUCGUGGGUAAACUUUUGGUGGUGGAGACUUGCGCAACGCCUUCGGCAUCAUCCGUUUCCACGACUGUCCUGUUCCACUGGCAUAGAAAAGUCAAGGGAACUAAAAGUGGGGAUGGUCCACGCGGUGCUCCGACGCAAAGCCCUUGAUGGACCCACAGUAGGAUUGUACGUACGGCUGUGCGACUUGACGCGGAUGCGCCGAGUUGUCUUAUUAAUUUGGCGGUCCCAGGGGGUAAAGAAUUUUUGCCUGCCGUGGUAGCGCGCCUCAAAGUCAAGUUACUAGAUAAAUGUCGCACACUGUCGAUCUCACGGUCCCUCACUUUACCUCUCCCACCGUGUCCAGCAAAAACAACAUUGCAAAAACUGAGUCGAGCCGAUUAGUCAGUGACGUUGAGGCAACACGAAACCUCCGUCCUGCGCAUGUCACGCGCCAGCUGGCCGCCACCUACAGUAGGUGGGCUAACUCAUGAAAUUUGAACCGAAAUUCCGAAUUAAGUUUUUGUUUCGAAAAGAUUAAUUAUGUAGGGUUGUAAAACUAGUCAGCUUGCAGUAUAAUUCUAUAAUAAUUCAGUUGCCUCAGAAUACCGGCUUUCGAAUGAACUUCCUCCCGGCUGCAUGCAAAAACUAUACACUGUAAAAAACAACUACUUUGCAGCAUGCAUUUUUCUCAUUGAUUUUCGAUGUCCCUAAAAGUCUAAUUGUAGUUAAUGAAAAACAUGCAUAAAAAUAUUCAUUCUUCCACUAAUUCGGUAGAAAAUUACGUCGUCUUACAAGUUUAUACUCGAAGGGUGGGUAUUAUUCGGUUUCCAAAAAAACUUUUCUAAUUCCCGAAUAAUUUGGAACCCGCUCUGCCGUCUAACUUGCAUUUAGGGUUUCCAAACUAAAAACCAUGAAUUUUCCUCGUACGAAAAACCACACAUUCCUCUAUGCUACUAAAGGGCGACCAUAUAGGGUUCAUAAAAGUUAGCAUUAAAUUUGAGCCAUAUUGUUUUCUUUACAAACCAUAUUGGCAAACGCAGAGGCAUGACGUUUUAUGAACGGCCAUUUCGCGGUAGUUAAAAUUCUCACAAUUAGAAAAUUUUUAAAGCCGAAUUAUUUCCCUCCUUCUAGUAUAAUGUUGAGAGAAGACGUAAUUUUCUACCGAAUGAGCAAAAGUAUGAAUAUAUUUAUGCAUGAUUUCCAUGAAAUAUAAUUGAAUCUUUAAGGACUUCGGGAAUCAAUGAGAAAAUCCAUGCUACCGAAGUAGUCAUUUCUUGCAGAGUAUCGUUCUUGCAUGCAGCCGGAAGGAAGUUCGUUCCAAAGCCAGCAUCCUGAGGAGAUUGAAUUAUUAUAGAAUUAUGCUUCUCGAUAAUUAGUUUUACAACUCCACUUAAUUAAUCUUUUGGAAACGAAAACGUAUUUCGGAAUUUCGGUUGACAUUUCAGGAGUUAGCCCACCUACUGUAGGUCUAUUACAACAUUGCCGCGUAUUUCAGAAGAUGCUAUAACCCAAUAUUGUCAAUUCGAUCCUCUUUACCGACGAUGUUUAUCAUGUGUUCCACAGCAGGGUUAGCGAGGGGAAGGUAACUUGCUUGUGAGUUAAAGUGAUUGUAGACUUGUGCAGCAUCUACCGCACUCUCUCCUCCUCCUCCUCCUCCCACACCUGGGUCCCCUGUCAUGACAGAAUCAAGAAGACCAAAGGCGGGCGAGGGCGGAGGUAGUUGGCGGGGCGAAAACCCGCGCCUAAAUGUACUACCACACCCACUGGCCCAUAAAGGACAUUGAUGGCACGGAUUCCAGUUCGCACGGCGUUAGCCUGCGUGUAUUCUAGCCGCCACAUUCUAAUGUUGACAUUUGUCCUUCACAUAAACUGUGUUGAUGCACUCUGUUGGGGGAGUGGUGCAUCCAACUUCCAUCCACCCAUCAGCGUGCGCACGAACACGAGUCCCCCGCGCAAACAUGACCAACUACACAAACGGAGGAAAGUUUCCGUCCGCGAUCAGUUGUGAUUUCAGAGGAGAAAUUGAAAUUUCUGUUUUAUCCAAAAGCUUAUGGUGCGAGGCCCACGCAGGCCACCAUGUGGCCUUCAACAACCGACGGGCUACGCUAAAACGGACAUUUUUGACCUGCCAGCCAUUGCCAGUCAGUAGAACUCGGCUCCAGACACGGACACACUCGACGCUAGAACCCCGGGGGCUCAGUCGAUAACUGGACAGGUCGUGGUCCCACCUUCUGUUAUCGCUCUCCGCAAACAGAGCUCGGUUCAGGUCGGACAGACAGGGCGAGAAAAGUCAGGCGGGGUCGACAGCCGACGCCCGCCGAGAAGAGGCGCCGACCGGAAGUCACGUGACCUAUGCGCCCACGAGGGCAAAGUCAGCACGCGGGAACAGCGCCGACUGAUCAGUCUGACGAGGGCAGGGGGGGGGGGAGGAAAUCCGAUAAGCACACUGACAUAGCGCCAACCACGCCAACGGUGAGGCGGGACACAGGUCACGCGAGCCCACCAGGGGCCGACAUCGGAAAGGUCAAAACCAGCCAACUGCCAAUAGGCAGGCUAAAUUUUAUGCGUCGGGUACGGCAUAUACCAGCCUGAAAUCAAGCCACUUCCACAUAACUUUUACCUUUUCCCAAGCUAGUCAAUGUUACGUGGGCGCUAGGUGCCAUGACCAAUAUUAUCCUGGUUUAAAUCUCAGGCAAGAGCGCAGUAUGCGAUUCCAUCUAAGUAACAACAACCAGGUCAUCGUGUAAUGCGAGUUUUAUGGGUGUGGCUGGACGGUGGAAAGGAUAGCGCGAAGGUAAUUAACCAUUCCAAUAAAUUUUGAGGUGGCAUAUGGCGUCCUCGCGCUAACUCCCUCUACAACUACUUGCAAAAGAGCACACGUACCAGGAAUCCGGUCCCCCAGGAAUGAUGAGGGUACCAGACAUCUGACGGUGCUAGCAAGCGUUGAACAUUUUUCGCAGUCGUUCCAGUUUGUUUUCGCAAAAGAAGUAGAUUACAUUCCAUCUAGUUAUGAAAGCGCGGAAGCGUCACUGGAAGGAGGGGAUAGGAAGGGCGCAGUCGCGGCUAGGAGGCCACGGAGGGAACCGCGUUCACAGUGCAUGGCCCCCAUAGCGGAACCGACGGAGUUCCAUUCCGCCCGAAAAAUGCUAUUUACAAGUCUACUUAGUCUAUCGAUGGAUUGGGAGGGCGCAGGCAGGGCUCGAAAGAGGUGCAGGCAAGCGCGCAUGAAGUAAUAACUGAUGGGACCCCGACGGGUCUUUAAUAAAAAUUAUUUAUUAUUUAUUUAUUGACGUAACCGAGGCUGGCAUAUAAGCACCCCUCCACCCGGUGGUACAGUCAUUCGCUGGAUUAAAAUAGUGAGGAAGGCGCAGACACAUGAUGUACAGUGAGUGACCGUUCUCAGGAAAUGUUGGACGAAAUUCUGAAAUGCGAUUUCGAUUAGGAAGUAUUACUUAGAUGGGGUUGUAAUAUUUAUUAUCUUGAGGCCUAAUUCUAUAAUACUUCAGACUCGCCUGGAUGUCGACUUCUGAAUACACUUUUUCGACCUUUAGUAACCUCACUUGGUAAAAAAGUGACUGCUUAAUUAGCAUGCAUUUUUCACAUUGAUUUUCGACGGUCUUAUAAAUUCAAAUAUAUUUUAUAGAAAACAUGCACAAAAUAUGCUUUAUUUUAAUCUUUUGUAGAAAAUCAUGCUGUCUUCAAAUUUUAUACCCAAAGGAAGGGUGUCCCACGGCGUUAAAAGGUUUUUGUUAAGAGGCUUUUUCAUGAAAUGCACAACGUGGUCCGCACCAACUGUAAAAUUUUAUGAACUCUCUAUGGUAUAUUUAUAAAGGAACAAAGGACUAUGUGAUUUUCUUUACGCAUAAAAUAUGCACCUCGUGGACUGACAUCGAUUUACGCUGAUGCAACGGCUGAUUAAGCUCAAAAUUAUCUGGAAAUUGGAAAGCCUUUUCAGGGUCUAAAUCUACCCUCCUUUUGGGUAUAACACUUAAAGACAACAGGAGUUUCUACCAAAAGAGUAAAAGAAAGCAUGUUUUGUGCAUGUUUUUUAUAAAAUACAUUGGAAUUUAUAAGGCCAAUUACAAUCAAUGUGAAAAAUGUGGGCUAAUUAAGUAGCCACUUGUUACCAAGUGAGGUUGCUAUAGGAGGUUCAAAAGAAGUGCAUUCAAGAGCCGACAUCCAGGCAAGUCUGAAGUAUUAUUGAAUUAUGCCGCAAGAUAAUGAAGAUUGCAAUCCCAUCUAAGUUAUCCUUCAUAAUCGAAAUCACAUUUUAAAUUUCGUCCAACAGUCCUUGAGAUCGUUCACUCACUCCAUGUCAGUGUAAUCGUACCUCCUGGAAUUUUUUUAGGAAACCAACCAUAUGGUAUUAAUCAGGUGGGGCUGUAGGACCAAAACUCGGCUUGUGGUGUAUUAUAUCCAACUUUCAGUAUCGUUUACACGAUGUGUUGUAGAUUCGUGCAUCCUGCUUUCUACCACUUUUUACUCGCCCAUACUGUUCUGGUUGGUUAAAAGAGGACAGCAUCUGUACACCUAAGUACACGAAAAAUCAGUCUUUCUCUCUCUCUCUCUGUCGUCCUCCAACGCACACUGUCGGACCUAGAGAGAAAUGUCUCGUCUAGGUAUGCCACAAGCACAUACGGUAAUGAUUGGCGGUUCAGUCGGAGCCAGUGUUGACCCCCUAUUUUACGGUGUGUUUCAGGCACCGUUCUGAGGCGGGGUGGGGGAGGAAGAAGCUGCAAGUUACUUAAACCGACUUCGGUGGUACAAGAAAGCUAGGCGCAGAGUCUAAAUGCUGGCGUCCAUAUUUGCACACCAUCAGUUUUAAGGUCGGACAUGCUGGUAUCAGAGUGGGAGUGGGAGAUGACGGUCGCCAUGGUGACGCCUGCAUUUAUCUAUAUCUAUAAAUCUAACAUAUACAUGUAUUUGGCCACCUGAAGCAUCCAACAGUCACACCUAAAAUCUCUCCCCUCUGACAGAGCGUGGGUUUGCGAACUAGUAUGUACCGCAGCGGUUCCCAACUUCUUUUUUUCAAAAAGCCGCCCCCUGGUAACACCACGUGAAGAAGGGUACAAAAGUGGAGGAUAAAUGAACAGACGCCUAUUGGAAUCUGCGUUUCGAUAGUGACUACUGUUUACAUUGACUACAUGCGUAUGCCACCAGUACUGUCAGUCCGUCAGGGAAAUGUUUACGAAUUGCACGCGGGAUUGGCAGUCAACUGUUUUGAGUCGUAAAUUUCGUUCCACGUUUAGUGACUGAGGUGAGGUUCAAUUUGAUUCAUGAAGCAAACAUACUGAAGGCGCCAUAGUUGCGGAUAAUCACCCGUUGCGGUCUGUCUGGACUCAUCCUUGCAAGCUUGGAAGUUGAAAAAGGCACUAAUUCGCGGGAGAGACUUGCGCCACUUCAAUGUAAUCCGGUUUUACCAAGAAUUUAUUUACUAUUUCAUGCUCUCUCAUGAAUUCCUUCCAGAACGAUUGAACAGCACACGGCAAACCGCCCCGAAAGUUUAAAGUUCUUCUCGAUUAAGGGAUAUAAACACUCGGAGACUGAAGAACACUCGCAGUUUCUCGAAGCACGUCAAGUCGAAAAGUCGGCUCCAGAAAUUUCUUUGGGAAUAAUAACGCACCAGACCAAUUCUGCAUACCCUUUAAAAAGAUUCUCUAAAAGAAACGUAUGCUCACAGGGACAGACUUCGCUGUUGUAAACAGCGCCAAUUGACGUGGCCAGGCGGACAAAUUCGAAUAAACGUCAGUAGUCUCUCAGGAGACGGGUCUGUACUGACUGGGACGCCUCAAUUACACGACUCGGGUCGUAACCCAGACAGUGACUUGCAUUUAAAAAAAAACAACCCGAUCGCCCAAUGCCUAUUACCGGCAUUGCAUUCGACUGAUUUAGUUAGUUGAGCAUUAGGUCGAAGUAUAACCAUCCCCCUCCAAUCCACACAUCAACCUUCGAACCGAACCGUAUCCGAUGGACGCGAAAACGUCAUUGUUGAAUGUUUUUUUUCCUAUGCUUGUCUGAGUCAUUCUAACUAAGACAUUGGAACUCGCCCAUAGACCCAUACGUCGUUAUGAUUAAGCAUUAUACCACAGCAGUAGAGGUAGAUCUCCCCUAUGUUGUCGCAUGAAGGUACCACGUUUUUUUUCUACGACUUCACGGCGUGAACUGUCACCAAGCAAAUGAGUAAGGUGGGCAUACUUUCAGAUAUAUCAUCUUCAAGAUAGAUAGCAGAACAUCGAUUGAACCCCCUUAGUUAGGGGAAAUACAUUUGGUGAACAUACUGUCGAAAGUAUCACUUCUGAGUCUAAUAAUCAAAUAUAAACGUCUAUCCAACUAUGCAAGCGUGUGUAUCAAGUGGGUGGUUAUAUUUCGGUCCUGUUAAAAAUUUCACUUAGGAUGUAAAACUGAGCAACAUAACAUUGCUGCCCAAGUUCUAACCUGCUGGAUAUUGCAGUCGUAUGUAACCUCGCCUGACCCUCAAGCUGUCGUCCGUUAUCUGUCCUUAUCCUCUGCGGAGGCUAUUAAGUGAGCCCAAAUCUCGCACGAAUUUGUUAAAGACUGCCUUUUAUGUAGAGUACGGAAUAAAACAAAUCUGAAGGUAGCCAGACUGCUUUUAUUUGAUGCAAUCAACUAAAGGCGGACGAUGUCGGGCAUCCCGAUUGUCCGACUAAUAAGACACCGUUUCGUCUAAACGGACUCAUUAAAAAGGGGAGGUUUCCACUGACGUCACUACGGCAUGUCGGAAUGGCUGUGAACCAUAAAAGGCAUGUUACCAUGGGAGGGGAGAACAGAACAGUUCGAACGACUAAGAGUAGGUCUUAGGAGUAACGCUAAAUGUUUUAAAUUCUGAUGGCGCAUCACCAUCUCGUGGAUAUGCACUUUGCUUUCUUGCAGUUCUCCGUGGAAUUUUAGUUUAAUUCUCCUAUUUGACAAUGACAAGCAUAAGGGCUUUCAAAUUUAUUCGGACUACGCUAUUUUACGAAAGCAGAGAUUAUAGUCUUUCAAGAGGAUACAUCAAAGGAGUCGCUCACGUUGGAUUUGUUUCUCAUGGCACCAACUUGAGCCAACCUUACUAAUUGCACGUGCUGAAGCAAUUGCGGAAAAACGUGAUCCGAAUUGUGGCGAUGAGGGGAUUGGCUGCGCCAGCCCAUACAGCAUUCAAAACCAAUCAGUUUUUGGUGAAAAAUGGCAUGACAACGCUUUGUAACCUCGCUUACUCGUUCGACCUAGUCCUAUGUGACUUCUUAUUAUUCCAAAACUGAAGAAAAACCUAGGAGACAAGUGUUUACACGACACAGAAGAGUCUGAGAAAAAUCGCUUGAGACACUAAACAGCAUUAGUUCAGAAGCAUGUUAAAACGUUCCGAACAGCAGAAAACCAGAUGGGACAAAUGCAUAUCACUUAACGGACAGUAUUUUGAGGGAGACUAAUGUUCUUAAGGUGUUCUCUUUAAUAAAAACUGUAAAUAAGUAAUUCUUCCUUCUUGAGCAAACCUCAUAUUGACACUCACAGGCACAAUAAAGGACUUAUCUCGCGAAAGGUCAACAUAUAUCCUGGAAUGCAUUUUGAUUUGAAGGGAUAAAUUAAGUUAGCUCGUAAUACCAAGUAGCCUGCAGCGAGCAAAUUUUUCAGUUAGAGCAUGAAUGCCGGCUUUUAAAUGCUCUUCUUUCCGGCAGUCUGCAAAAAUCGUAUUUUUUUUAAAUGCGACCGCCUCAGAAGUAUGAUUUUCCGUUCCUUAUCUGUGCAAAUUAGGAAACAUAAACACAAAAUAGCCUUUCCUGUUCUCAUAUGGUAGCAGAUCAUUUUAUAGGAAGUAUAGUGUAAUUGUAGGCUUAGUUCAAAUUUAUUCGAGACUUGAAAAACUUUAUUAAAGUCAAAAGAGAAAGUUCUUAGGGCUGGCGUGAUCUACUGCCAAUUGAGUAAAAGGAAAGUAUUCCUGAACGCGUUUUCUAAAACACAUGUAUCAGUUUAUUAAUACAUAGAAAAUUCGACAGAAAAAUGCUACUAAUUAGCUAAUCCCACUUUAAAGAGUGUGGUUUUUGUGGACGCCGCAAAGAAGCCAGCCGGCAAAUUGGAGUUACUGAGAUAUCUUCAGAAUUUGUGGCAUGAUAAUCAGUAUUACAUUUCCUCCUAAGUAAUUCUUCCUAUUGGAGAAUAAACUUCAGAAUUUCCGUCAACAGUUCAUGACAGAGAUCAUUCACGGGCAAACGCAGUUUGACGUAGCAUGCGCAGAAAGUCCUGUAAUAUCACUUUACCUACUGGAAUGGAUUUUCAUAAGACUGCUACAGUGGGUGGGCUAACUCGUGAAAUGUCAACCGAAAUUCUGAAAUGCGUUUUCGUUUCGAAAAGAUUGAUUAAGUAGGGUUGUAAAACUAGUCAGUCUGCAGUAUAACUCUAAAAUAAUUCCGUUACAAUGGCUACUUUAUCAUUAUGCAUUUUUGUUAUUGAGUUUUGCUGUCCCUAAAUGUCCAAUUAUAUUUCAUCUAAAACAUGGAAAAAAACAUGCCUUCUUUCGCUCAGUCGAUAGAAACUUACGUUUUCUUUCAAUUUUAUACUUGAAGGAGGGACAUAAUUGGAUUUUAAAAAGUUUCUAAUUGUGAGACUUUUAGAUACAGUGCAAUCACCGUACACAAAACUUCAUGCCUCUGCAUUUACCAAUGUGCCUUGUAAAGUUAAGAAUAAGGAUCAAAUUCAAUGCUAAAUUUUAAGAAGACUAUAUGGUCUCCUACCAAUACCAUAGAGAAAUAUAUGGCUUUCCACACUCGGAAAGUAAACAGCUAGUAGUCUGAAAACGCUGAAUGCAAGUGUAACGGCAGGUAGGGUUAAAAAUUAUUAGGGAAUUAGAAAAGUUAUUGAAAACCUAAUAGUACCCCGCCUUCGAGUAUAAAAUUGUCAGAAGACGUAAUUUUCUGCCGAAUGAGCGGAGGAAUGAAUAUUUUUAUUCACGUUUUUCAUCAAAUAUAACGGGGCAUUUUGGGGGCAUCGAAAAUCAAUGAAAACAUGCCUGCUACAUAAGUAGUCCUUUUUACAGAGUAUAGUUUAUAUAUGCAGCCGGCAGGAAGUUCGUUCGAAAGCGGGUAUCCUAAGGUAACUGAAGCAUUAUAGAAUUAUGUUGCAGGCUGAAUAGUUUUACAGCCCUGCUUAAAAAAUUCUUUCGAAGCGAAAACGCAUUUCGUAAUUUCGGUUGACAUUUCAUGAGUUAGCCCACCUAUUGUAUAUAUGCACUUAGCUUUACUGCAGAUGGCUUCAACGACGCAUCGUAACUAUCGUUUGAUUAGGUCUGAAAACCUAAUGAAACCGAAUGAAACAGAUUAAAUGGCCACUUUUCGACGGAAUUGCUCUUGAUCGCACAAAUCCUGAGUCGUCUGUUCUGUGUGUACGUAUUUUUCUCUCAUUAAUUGUAAUAUUGGUUGGUAUUAGGUUUAGGGUUGAUUUCAGGACUGUUUCUUCCUUCCUAUGACCCUGCUGUUUUUAUACUGACUUUUAAACAUAUGUAGUUUACUGCGACAGGUAGAAGUUGCUAAAUCAGUUCAGGAUUUUUUUUACCACUAAACUCUGUCGUUUAGGCUUCUAUUUAGUUAAUUCCGGGAAUGGAGACUGAUGCGACACCGCUAAAAAUGAAUAAGAUGAAUCCGGGGACGAAAAAGCUUUAUUGGCCUGACGUUUCAGAUCCCCCCUUAAACGCAUCAGCAGAUAAGGGUGAUGGGAGUACAAAGAGUUCAAUAGUUAUAGGACGCAGUUGCCAUGCGACCACGUAUCAAAAACAAUUAACAGAACCAGUGUUCAUCGCUUGGGAUCGUAUUCGAUAAUAUAACAGCCUGCCAGUCCUGUCCCAUAAGUACUGCGCUUCUUGUCCUCCCAGCACCAUUUUCUGCGACUGUUUGUGAUGAUGGGUUCGAGGGGGAAAUUGGAGACGUCACACCAACAAACCUCUUGUUCCAGUGAUCGCAUCUUUUUCCAAAUUGACGGAAAGGUCACUUCGAAAAAAGCUUGCGAUCAGAUCCUCCCCGUUUGGAGGCGGAAAUUUUUUCAACGCUUUCAAACGAUAGUUACGAUGAGCCACGGAAAUCCUUCCAAGUAGGGCACCGUUGCGCCAUCUCAAGCUCUGUCAAUGAACUCACAUUAGCCUGUGAGUGUCAGUAUACUGGACGAGGACAGAGGGCAACUUAGGCAGCUACCGAAACAGCUCAUUGACGCUAAUAGCUCCUGCUGCGUUGAGUUCUUUAAAAAUUUUGUCAGAAGAAAUCGCAUUUGAAUAAUAAAGUUUAAAUCAUGCGUCUAGAGUUUGUGAGCUGUUCCUUUGUGUGCAUAGUAAGCUUACAAGGUCAUGUUGGGUCCUUUCUGGUUGCAAGCCAAUCGUCCCUCUCUCGGAAAGGCCUCUCUGGAAUAAAACCUCUGAGACAUGAUGAAGUAUCAAAUGGUGCGUGAAAUAACAUCCACCACGCCUAGUCUGCGCAGUGUGUUUGUCCUCCGCUAGCUCCUUCUUGCAUCUGUUAGACUACCAGUGGGAAGCCGAUUUCCGGUUUGGCGAUUGUGACGUCUUUCUUACCUAACGCACUGGAUUUAUGACUUUCAACACGCCACUCCCCCCCUGCCUGCAAUCCCGGUCCAGUCUUGACGUUCAAAAGGCGUGGCUCACGGUCUAAACCGGAUAUUAUUCCCAGUGUUGUUGGACAGUUCCACGCCAAUAGGGUUCCUUCAAAGUGACCUUUCCACCUCACAAAGUCUCUCGUUCGCCAAACCAGAGUUCAGUUGUAUUAGGACCGAAACUGUUGAAACAAAAUUCCAAAUCUGACAGUGUCAGGCUUGCUUUCAAACCUGAUUCAGGCAGGUCGCGUCGGCCACCAGGGAGCGCAGAUUGACCUACUGAGGCUUCAGCAAAUUCGUCUGUGAAUUCCAGAGGAGAUGUCAUUGUCCAACCCCGAGAAUAUGUCUAGUAAAAAUGUAGAGGGCGGAGAUCCUGUCCUAAAGUUUUACAUAUUCGUGAAACGCAAGUCGGGCGAGGCUUUAACAGUGACUUCAAGAAAUCCCUUUGUAUUGUUGGGAUUGAUCCAAAUAGAACUUAACUACUGUGGGUCGGUCUACAGUUUGCCUUGGUAUAGUAGAGUCUUCAUUCGAUGCUCAUUUAAAUUGUAUUUUACGAAAUUCCCAUACGCGAAGGGGAAAACGAUAUAAAACUGGUAAUUUUUAAAGUUGGGGUACGUAUUCGUAAAGUUUUCAUUUACCAGUUUCCCUUUUGACAGGCAGAUUUAAAAAUUCCUUCUGCCCUCAAAAACCCUCCCAGCAGAGUUGCAUAUGCUGCAAUUUCGACGUUUUUAUUAAGUGGCCCGAUUAAAGCAUACCAAAUUUCUGAAAUGCAUAAUAGAUUGAAAAGAAUUACUUGAGAAGGGUUGUAAUACUGACCAUCUUGACGCAUAAAGCCGUAAUGUUUCAGACACGCCAGGGCUUUGCCUCUUAAAUGCGCUCUUUUUCGGCCGCAUGCACUACCCGCACUCGGUAAAAAAUUACUGCUUGACCAGUGCCUCUUUUUUCUAUUGAUUUUUGAUGCCCUUAUAAAUUCGAAUCAGUUUUAUGGGAAAUAAAAGCAAAAAUAUUCGUCCAUGUGCUCAUUUGGUAUCAAAUCAUGUCUCCUUCAAAUUUCUUAGUCAAAAAUUGAUAUCGUUAGGUUUUAAAAAGUUUCUACUCAUGCGAUUAAGGUCGUGCAGUGUGGACUCAAGCGGCAUCUUAUUUGUCUGUUUUACAGUGCUUUUCAUCCUUUGCAAAAUUUUAUGUACCCUACAUAGCGUCUACUUAAUGGCAAAAAGGAAUGUAUGUUUUUUCUUACACGGAAGGUGUGCAACUGGCAGGCAAAAAUCCUUAAUGGAAAUGCAACGGCAAACCGCAAUCAAGAUCGUUCUAGAACUAAAAUCCCGUUUUCAAAAAAUAUCCCUUUCAUUGAUUAUAAGAUUUGUGGAAGACCUGGUUGGCAAAAAACGAGUAAAAGAAAGAACAUUUUUAUGUACGCCUUCUAAAAAAUAUAUUCGAAUCCAUAAGGAAGUCGAAAGUCAAUAAAAAAAUGCGUACCAGUUAAGUAGUAGCCUUUUUCUUGAGCGUGCAUAUUGUAUGUAAUUUAGAAAGUGCAUGUGGAAGCCAGUAUCUUGGCGUGUUUUAAACAUCAUGGCAUCUUGACGCCAGAUGACCAGUAUUAAAAGAAGACUUACGCGAAGCUUCCUAAUCGAAUACGUAUUUCAGAAUUUUGGUUAAUAUUUUAUGAGAUGGGCCACUUUAUUUUAAGUGACGGAUUAUCAAUCAGAAAUGGUAUUACCGACAAAGACAAGGAAGACUGGAAUGGCCAUUUCUGGCUUAUUAGCCGUCGUCAGCCAGCCAUACCCAAGCCUCGAACUCGCAACCUGUUGGUUUAGAAGUCCACGCCUCUACCCACCGGGCCACGAGCUUGUUGCCUUGUCGGUUUUCGAUCGGGAAUAUACAAAUGAGUAUCAAUCUUUCGUUCUCAAAGCUUUUAAAAUUUGAGCUGUAUGAAAAUCUGGCAGCUACAAUUAGUCGCUUCAGAAAACCUGCUUUCAGCGAUAUCCGAUCGCUGGGGUCACUGAACUCAUACCUGAAUCAUCCGUGUUGGCUGACUGAGUUGCUGUGAUUCAUGCUUUUAUCCACCUGGCAGCAAAAAGCGAUGACGAGGCUGAACGUUUGGUGACCGGCGUCGUGAACACGUGACGUUUGUUUUUCGAGCAAGUACCCAAUCACUGAAUGCGGUACUUUCUUACUGCUCGUCCAAGUGGUGAGUUGGCUCGAUUCACCUUCUUAGUCAACCCAUGCGCACUUGGAUUGGUCAGCUGAAGGUCGGCGGGGCCCAAUUGAAUAGCAGUCGAAGGACUGUCGACUUUAGAGUGAAAACGUUGUCUGUUCAUACAGAAAAUUCUGGUUGUCCUUAAAUUUGGAAAUAUGCCUCCGGUUAGGUUAACUUGCUGCCACUCACGUCGUUCAUCUCCGGGACAGACAAAACUGCAAGAGCAUGACUUUGAAAGUGCAAACUGAUAGUACAACUUAAUCCUUACCCUAAACGAGGAACAACACCGACCGACGUCUAGAGAGAGAGAAUAAUGACAGGUUGAUCUCACUGAGUACUUUUCUACCGUUUCUUCUGCAAUCCGUCCCUGUGUGACUUGAGUAGAUGGCAAAGUAUAAACAUUCUAUCCAACUCUAACAGUGUAGUUUAUGAAUACGAAGGCGGAAGCAUCCAGCACCCAUAUGCUGACAGUAAAUUAGGUCCGAAACAGGCAUUUGUACUUUCUGAUUUAUGGCGCAAGCCCACCCAUAAUACGAAGUGAUGAUGGGUGGGGCAUUACAGAAGAAGAAACCUGCUGUUCUUAGAUGUAUACAAGUGGCAUAUGAGCUGCACGUUUGUUUUAGUGUGUUAUUGAAAACACAUUUGGGGGAACAUUUCGGAUUCUACAAAUACCCAUUCCCUACUGUUAUUUAUUUAGGCACCACACGUCAGAGGACUUUCCUUGCAUUGCAUCGCAAUUAAGCAAAAACUUGUCUGCCUGCUCACAUACAAAACGUCUCGCGAGACUGAUCGAAAUCAUGCUACACGAACCUGCGGGCUAUCAACAGUUUGGACAAAGGCGCAUUCUCUUCUACAGAGGGUGAAGCCUCCCACGAUUUGGUUGUCGAUUUUAGGAUAUGAGUUACGCCUGUUAAAAGGCAGAUUUAUGCUACCGAAUAAUACCUUCGAGCAUGGAAGAAUUCGAUAGCCUUCAGUUGGGAUUUGGUUACCUUUAUAAGCACUGGAAGCUAAAAUCAAACAUUUUUGGCCGUUGCUUCCCCACACAGCUGACCGAAUCCUCUCAGUUAUAGUAGAUUCAGAGGACAAAACUGUGAACAUAAGCAUAGACGGUUUGCGUGAUGUUGAAACGAUGUACUACGGCAAGUGCAUCCAUCUGCGUUAGCGUAAGCGUUUUAUCGUAAUUCAUUUAUUACAUCCCGGUGGAAGAACGGCGGCCUAAUCGGGGGUACGCCCAUAUUCUGUGGAAACUAAAGCUAGGGUGAAUGAUGUGCGCGGAGAGUAUGUAUGUGCAAGUAAUGGGUUGGAAGAUGCGUUGCAUAAUUUAAGGAAAGGUGUGCCUUGUCGUUACAACGGUAAGGAAAUCUUCAGCUUGAAAAAAUAUUGUGGCUGGGCACAGGGAGGGCCGGGAUAGGCAUUAACGACUUGCUCACAGCCCAGCUUCGUCCGUAUCACACUAACAGUAGACAUUACAAAUAAAAGCGCUCCUGUUGAUCAUCAGUAGUAGGGUUCCGUUAUUUUAUUACUUAGCUGACGCCCUAAAAGUUGCGACCGGACAUAUCGACUUUUGUUUGCAGCGCGGCCUGAUCGCAUGAUAUUACAUUUUAGCGUGAGAAGAUACCAUACUGGUAGCACAAGUAGUAGCCAAAAACCCAGACGCGCGCGUUUCGACGAUAUUCUGCGGCUGCAUGGCACAGCUGCGAGUGGGUUCAGCUCAUUAGUGGAUCCCCCAGCAUUCCCCGUGUGUUUUCUGGUUGAUACUCCAGUUAAGAAGUUUUUGCUCUUUAAUGUCCCCAGAAAUUAGCUGCUAUCUUGAAGUAGAUCAGUUUAUACUAAGGUCUAUAGGCGCAGACCGAAGUUUGACGUAAGAAUAUUUUGGCCGAAUUCCACCAGUCACAGCGGGAUAAUCACUUAAUAUUCAUUAACUGCCGACAUGCAGCUAGUACUACAUUUUAGCUUUAGAAGAUAACAUACCGUAUUUUACUUCGGAGCCCUGAUUUAUGGACUUUGCAGAUGAUCUAGCGCAAAUGUCAGAUAGGGGGCAACAUUGCUCUAUAACUUGAAAUUAAAAUGACGGUUAGCAUUUGUAGGGAGAGGGUACUUGAUGUGUAUGCAGAGUUGAAGACAAGGUCGGAGACGAUUUCAGUUGCUGCUUGUUACUUAGGGAAGUGCUGUUCUAACAACCCAUGUAAUGGUGCUCGUCUGGACCUGCAGAUAAAAGCGGGUACAGAAGUUGACUGCAGGAAGAGAGUGAUCGUUGCAGUCAGAAGUGGAUACCUGGCAGGAAAAUAGCAAGUCUGCUUCCUUCGAUAGAUGUCCUCCCCUUUCUGAUCUCUCUUCGCUAGUUGAGCAUCUAUGGUCUGAUUUCCAAGACACACGGACUAGUGUGCACUGUUCCCACGUGAGCAUAGAUAUUUCCGACUUCAGGCGAGAGUCUAGAACUGUGUUUUCAAUGACAGAUCGCCAGACCUUAGUGACGUCAACUAGGGUUAAACUCCCAGAGACUUCUCGCAUGCGACUGUCCCGUUCGUGACUGUUAAAGGUAAAUAGGGGACAAAAGUAGGGUCGCAUCACGUGCAGAGCGCCCUCACUCAUUGAUUACCCGUUGCCAUGGCACCGACUUGGAGAGCUGAAAUCAGCACCUCAGGGCAAAGCAGAGGGUACACGAUUUUGUAAGCGACACAGAUAAAAACUCGGAAAUAAACGUACCUCAGAAAUGUCCAAUUCUAGGUUCUCAACAUGUUUCUCGCUUUGUUAUGCAUUCUUUGCGAAGGUUAUUUUCGCUUUAUAUUUGUCCAUGGGUUUUGCCUUCUGAGGCUUAAAAAAUUCAUUGGCGAGGUUUGGUCCUACAGCCUCACCGAGUGACACCAUAUAGUUAACUUUCUAAAAAAAAUUAGAUACAAAUAUGCUGACUUUAUAAAUAUAGCGUAUUUGAGUCUUCCUCACUAUUUUACUCCGGCGAGUGACUGUUCCACGGGGUGGGGGGGGGGUGCUUAUACGUCAGUAUCGGUUGCAUCAGGUAUCAGUUCACACGCGCCUCCCUCCGCGUGGUCCGAGCUGUGAUUACGCUCCCUUCAUUAUCCUAACCCAGCGAGUGACUAAGUAGACUUGCUAAUGGAAUUGCUCCGACGGUAUAGAACUCCGUCGGUUCCACCACAGUGGUCAUGCACUGCGAAUUACCAUGUGGUUCCCACAGCGGCCUUCCAAUUGUGAUUGCACACCCGAUACUCUCUUAAUCCAGCGAGUGGCUGUGCCAGGGGAGAGUGUGUACACGCCACCGUCACUGCGCGUGCUCCGACCCCUGCUUGCGCACUCUUUCCCUUCAUAAUUAAACGAGUGUCUUAGUUAGGCAUUUUAACUACAAUUGAUUUAGUAAUCAAAGCAUUUGGUAUCAAACAAGUGGGGCUGCAGAACCAAACCCCGCCGAUUUAUUUUUACUAGCACACAUCCAAAUAAACGCUGUUUUAUAAUAAGCAGCAUACUUCUUUGUACUGAAAUCAAAAAAGAUAAUUCUUCUCCAUUGGCCCUUUGGAUUUGUCUUAAUCAAAAUACUUUAAGACACCUGUAGUGUGAAAGAAAUGUGGAAACUUGAGAACCGCGGUCACUGACGACGAUUAAAUCUCAUUAGACCACAUUUUGCACGCUCUGACCCCUCAUCUCCCCCUGGAAGAUGGAGACCUUGCACAUCGGAAUGAAGAUGGGAGGUCAAAGAAACCAAAUGCCAUUAAUUCGGCCAAUUCAAAGUACGAGAAAUGUUCUUUGAAGCGAUUGAUAGGGCGGACGGCCUGUCGGUCAUGAAACGAGGUGUUGGAAGGCGCUUGGGCAUCUAGCUGCUGAUGCAGCAGAAGAGACUGUACCCUCAAGAAGUAGAGGGGACAUUUGUAAAGGAAACGGAAGCUGGGGAGGUUGUGGGAGGCGGGUGGGUGGAUGCCAUCAACUGUACUGCCAGAUAUCCCUUCUGAAUAGGGUGUUUAUCGCUAUGUCCAAAUCCGUGCUGAAGGCAUUCAUAAGUAGUUAUAAGUCCUUCUGUUUACUUCAACUCUCAAGCAAGCUACCUGGGCGUGCUAAUUCUAGUGACUGUUCGUGGUUGGAACAUUUAGGGCCAUUGUUGGAGGGAUAUCCGGAAGCUUUAUCCUUUUGGCCGUUCUGGGUCGGUUCAGAAACCAUCUCCGUGGUCAAAAGCAUUGACAGUAAAACAACUGGAAUAUUUGACGCGUAAAGUCCCAGGUCACUGAUAUCUGUGCAUUUUGAAACCAACGUCUUGGCUGUCCUGUUAGAUGCUGCUUAUAGACUCAGUCGUCUUAGGUGUUUACGGAGCGGAGGUUCGCACUGCCUACCCUGGGCCUGUUAGCGUUUCUGGAUUGGUUUUAAAGAAGCUAAUCUUUUUGUGCAGUUCUUUGGGUUGCCGCGGUGGAUACAAAAACGCCUCCCAGGAUUGCAUCAAACCCUAACAGAGCACUGAAAAUAAGGUCACAUGGGAGGGAACUGAAUGCGCGCGGGACGUUCCCUCAGAAUUUCAGCAUCUCUUUCCUGCCCGUUCACAUUGUUUUCCCCCCUCCUACUUGGCAGUGAACUGUAGGUGUUACUCACCUUCCCUAGGGGAAUUGAAUUAAGCUUGCCUUGUUUCCGCCUACAGAGAGAUAACUUAACCGGCCCUUCAAGUAUGGCGUCGGUCGCCGACGAGAGACCUAAACCGACCAUCUCAGCGCCGAAAGUUGUCCCGCCCGAAACUGCCGCCAGACCUAACUCCCUGGGUCUGAAUGUUGAUGGCUCAGCGGAAGUCGCUCAGUCAGUUAAGUCGCCGACCGCCCGUCUCACUGAUCCCUUCGCCGCUCAAGUGGAUGCAGCCAAUGCAGAACACGUUGCCUACCUACGGACUAUGAUUUCAAGUCUGUUAGACAACCAGAUGACACUCUCCUCCGCUCUAGACGAAACUCGCGAGGCCUGUGCACAACUCAGUCUGGUGAGUUGACACGACUGUGGUUAUUUUUUAGUCAAUUAAACCCUACUAUUAGCAAAAGCACGGGGAACUACGGUGACUCUUUUGACCGAUAAGCUGUUAUCAAUCAGCCAGAAUGGUUGAAGACGGUUAAUGAACCGGAAAUGGCCAUUCCAGUUUCCUUCGGUUUUGUCAAUAGUAACAUUCUACCGACCUAAGCUCUGACGGCUGCGAUUGGGAAUUUUCAGAGUUCUAAUUGUAGGGGGUAUGCGGUGUCCCGCUAUGUUUUAUUUUUGUUGCCUGGCAUGCAAGAGAGAGAGAGAGAGAGAGAGAGAGAGAGAGCAGUAGGGAAUGUGGUCCUCACAGCUUGCGAGAAUUGAAGCGCUCAUGCGCGUCAGCACUUAAGACAGGCAGUCGAUCAACUACCAAUCAAUUCACGUGACGUAGAGUUUUACACCAAUCACAAUGCCAAAAGCUACGCAUACUUCGCGAAGCGUUUGAGAUUGUGAAUUCGAACGCCUGAUGUUCUGACAUGGCCGAUACUACUUGAAAAAAUUGAUAUAUUGAUUUCUAAAUUACAAAACGUAGUGCGAUUCUUAUAAAUUAAAAAGCCCUUGUUUAACUGAAUGGGAUUUUCCGAAUAACAGAAAUGAAUUUUUGUUCGCGCCUCCUAUAAUUAGGUAGAGAAGUAAAGGCACGAUUUCCACAAUUCCCAAAUAUUGUGGCUGAUACGGGAAUACUCAGGUUUCUGCGCGAUAUUCCUGUGAUAGUCUAAAUUUCUCCAAAUUGUGAGGGCGUCUGAAGCCCCAAGCAGAAGCUCAGUUAAUACUUUCGCACUCAAAAUAUUGUUUGGGGAAAAUUCGGUCACUAUUGCAGAUAGGGCGUUCAGUAAUUUGGUUACGGACAUGCUUGUCGCGUUUUGUCGCGGAGCUCAAUCUAGAACCCUUUCAGGCAAUCGUAAAGAGGCUAGGAAAUGUGCUGACGCAUGAAGUGAUAAAAAAGUUCUGAAAUGUGUAUUCAGCUCAAAAGGCGAUUUAAGUAGGGUCGAAAGUUUAAUUAUCCUACGGCAUAAUCUCUAGGUAUUUCAGUUACAUCAGAAUGGCGGCCGCCCGUAUUAAUGGCACUCCGUAAAAAUAUCUACUUAUGUAGUAUGCAUUUUUCGCAUUGAAUUUGGAUACCCGUGUAAUUUCAAACAUAAUUAGUAGAUAACACCUACAAACUAUCAUUUUUGUACUCGUUUGGUGGCAAAUUACAUCUUCUUUAAAGUUUGUUCUUGAAGUAAGAGUUUCGUUCUGCCUUAGAGAAAUUUUCAAUUAUAAGUUUCUUCGAUGCCCCUAACUGUUCAGCCAAACAGCAUCACGUCAGAACAUUUAUUAAUGCUGCUCUCUUAACGGACAACGUGACCCAAAUCCAUUUUAAAAUUUUGUGAGCCCGAUAAGAUAUAUUUUCAACAGCAUAUAGAAAUGUAAAAUUAUCCGUACGCUGGAAACCCUGAACGAAAGUGAAACCGCAGGUUGGCUGUAAGGUUGUUCUGGAUUUCAAAAAUUUUCGGAACCGAACGAUGCCUUUGCUCAAAGUAUGCCCUUAAUAAAUGAGUAUAAAAAGGAAUAUCUUUAUGCUUGGUUUCUAUAAAAUAUUUGCAUUUAUAAGGACAUUGAAAACAAAUGGACAAGAUUUAUAGUUAUCAAGUAGCCAUUUUUAAAAGUUUUGGCAUUUUCAAAGAGCCGAGGAGAUGCUCACUCAAAAGCCAGCCUUCUAAGGUGACUGAAAUACCCUGGGAUUAUGUAGCCCGAUAAUUAAUAUUGUAACCUAACUUAAGUAAAAUUUGCGAGUUGAAUACGCAUUUCAGAAUGUCGGUUAGCAUCUCGUGAGAUAGCACACCCACUGCAAUAAACUAAGCAUUCCGAAUAUGUAUGGCCUCAGUCCUUCUUUUCCGGUGUUCCAAUCAGAUCGGUGGGCAAUCAGUCAGCUGUGGUAGUGGAGGACCCCUGGGCUAUGACAUCUUGACAGACCCUCAGGCCACAUUCGCUGUUGGAGUGCAAAUCUGCUGGUAUUUAGUCACAGGUUGGUAGGAUAUGAAUCUCCCCGAAAUAGGCCCCUCCCUCGGUUUGCCCAUCCUCCGCCAAUUUACUCUAGAAAUGGUUGCGAUUUCUUAAUGAGGUGGACUGCUCAUAAAUAAAGGCUAAAACGACUCUAGAGGCGGCUGAAGUCCAAUAGUCGCAGAAUACUGAAGCUUUCUUGCUUCAGAAUUGUGAAAAUCCCCAUAGCUAUAUUCGGAAGAAAAGGUGGCGAGCGAACGUUGCUUUCGAUAACUUCUCAUCAGGCCAGUACAGUUAUAUGGGACGGGGUACAGUGAGUGAAACAAAAAUCGAUAAAAUUUAGGUUUUAAAUUACAGGCUCGACAAGAGUGGAGGGGCGCAGAAAUUUGUUUGUGGUUAGUCAACCUUCAACCACGGCAAGCGCGGAGCCUGAACGGGGUUCUUUUGGGCGCAAAGGGUCGGUUUACGUAACCUGAUGGCGGCCGCUUCUGCUGUUGCUAACAGGCGCUGGCACAGUAGAUUAGGGUAGCUCGAGGGGACCUUAUAAAUCCCACGGAAUACUUCAGUGGGGUCCACACGAUGCCCUGAAUCCACUGCAUGCGCAAGGAUGACGCUGCCUAUUCUCCUAGUUCCACCUUUUGCCAGCCAUGCAGGAAGAUGCUCUCGUAUUCUUUUGGAAAGGCGCCGACUCGUACGACCAAUAUAACCUGCUCCACAGGAGCAAGUGAAUGAGUAGAUGCACAUCGAAAUGGUCUGGGGUGGCAACUUAUCCUUACCUUCUCCGCGUAAAAUAGGCUUAGUAGAGAAUGAUACGCGAACCCUUGCUGCUGGGAAGGUUCCCGAGACGGCUUGGUCAAGGCGUCUUCUUCUUUCGUGUUUCAAUUCCACAGGUGUGCCUUCGGAACACUAAACACCCUCCGUUUAUUGAAUACUGUUUUAUAGUUAACAACGUAACUGAUGAAAUGCCACGAAGUUCUCACAAAAAACAGUAACACGAAGACCAUCCAUCCCGUAUACUAGACUGUGUUCAAAUGAGAGCAUAGUUUAGUUUAUAAACCAUUACGAUUUAUUAGCUGCAAAACAAUUAUUUUACCGAAAAUCAGCACCUCAAAUCAUUAAUUUUCCGCUAAAUAUAACCAACGUUAAGGAGGCCAUUUGCAAAGAAAGGGGAAAAUAAUAAGAGCUAAUAAUACAUAAAAUAUGGCUUGAGCAUUUAUUUCAUUCUUAUGUUACAUGUAAUGCUAUAGUGAGCCUGGCCGACAUGAAAACUACUAAGUUAUCGAUGGGGGAUUAGAAUACACAAUCAUCAGGUACUAAGUCUAGCCUACCCUGCGUCGAAAGAAGUUUUCUGGACUUGAUCCGAUUUUUUUACCAUUGGCGGAAGACUUUCGGAAGAAGUUAGGUUCAGGCUAUUGGCGGGGAUAAGAAUGCUUCUCAGGCCGCAGGCGUAGACACUGACUGUGAUCCAAAAUAAGAUUACAGUCUUUAGCUGUUUUGGCGUUCAAGCAAACGGCCUUAGUCCGUGGCACUCAACAUCGUCUAAAUUUACUAGCAUAUCAGAAGAAUUCUGAUUUUGCCUAAAGUUCUAAUGUUUCCCCCUUCAAAAGCAGCUUUGAAAGGACCUUAACUUUAUUGAAAGGUCCUCUGCGUCUAAAAGUAACGUAAUGAACAAAAAUAAAAACACCGCAUAUACUCCAUACUACUCAUGCAGGAUUGCGUUACAACAUCUUGUAAGUUGCGUCGCCUACUGCGGAGUUAAAAAUCCUCCCUAAACAAAACCAGAUAGCAUUGAUUCCCAUAUGCUGAGAGAGAUCACACUGAAAACAUAGAGGCGUAGGAAUGCUGACCCAGAGACUGCGAACCAGUGUCAAAAUAGGGACAGAGGAGCCGGCUACUCCUCCCAUCCGAACCCGACAGGACCCACAAAUCUGUGUUUUAAACAGUUAAUGGCAACCGUAGGGUGGAGGACCCCACUUGACUGUCAGCAGACUUGAGAUCAGGUCAUACGGAGUUUUAUCCUGGCAUCCAUCUGCAGGCCGUUGCAGACAUUACGCUGCCACCAACAAUUACUUCCUAUGACCUCGAAAAAUUACUCAAACUCCGUUAUUUUUCGAUAAUUUUGCUUUUUUGCCUAUUUUCCUAGUGAGUGCGUUCACUUUCCUCGCCAAACAAAAGCGUGCGGUUGGACUUUUGGCAGAAAUCCAAACCAUUUUUGUAAUUUCUCGCACUUCUUCAGCUUACUGUCUAGCAUGCUGCUUACCCCUCAACCCCCCAUUAUCCCCAUUCGUCUGUGACGCGAUCCACAGUCUACCGACAGUUAAGUUGGGUUCUUUACCCUACCGUUGCCCGGUGAAUAAAUCAACUGCCCCCUACCCGUUUUGGGUCCCUCCAGCCCAGACCAGGCCAGGUGAGAACACCGGAUAGGUUGGUGGUCAAUUUCCACCGUAAAGUGAGCGACCGCAUGUCUUCCGGGUGACCUACGCCUAGUCAGAUCGCUCUCUGUUUCUCCUAAGCAUACCAGCAAAGCCUCAGCCUUGUUAUGCUUACAAAGUCCACAAGGACGUCAAUCGCUGACGCACCCCGAGGUAGUCGGGGGCUGUGUUUUUAUGGGGUCGUAAAUAGUAGUCACACCCUGUAUGACUCAAUAGUCCUGACGCAUCGGACUACGGCGACGAUUUAUAAACAAUUGUCCAGCGCGCAGACCACGAUUACGCAGAUGCGACCAACCUACCAUAUACCGACGCAGUUACUGCGUUGGGGCAGCGGACUAGGCCACCAUUCAGGAGUCUUGGCAAGAAUGUUACGAAAAACUGCGAAAAUGCAUCAGAGGCGCAACGCAUUAACGCAUAACGUAACCCAAAUAUGUGACGAUUGUUCAUUCCCGCCGUAUAUGCAAUGUGCGAAGCUCAACUGUAUUCUACUUAACAGAAAAGUCUUAGACUUCCUAAAGUAUGACGAACUGGACAGGAGAUUUGCGUCGUAUGUUUUUUUGGCAAAGGACAACAGUUGUUAAUUAUCCCCUGCAAGAAUCAGCCAAUCAUCCCAAUUUUGGCUAGGGCCAAUUUUCGAUAUCACUUGGUCCUCCUUAAGCCUCUUGCAACAAACGCAUAGAGCCUUUGUACUUUUAGGCCUGAUUUGGACACAUUUCGCUUGCUGAUUCUCCUUAAAUCUUUUUAACCCACAGUGCCGAACCACCUCCGAGACAAUUUUUGAAGUAGAGUUGUAAACACGCGCCUGCAUUACCGGGAUACGCCCAAAAAACAUUUUUUGGGGUUCAUUAAUGCGCUCGGAGUUUCCCUUAGUUGCGAAUUAAAUUUCAAUUAACUGCGCAGCAGAGGGUUAAUUAUCGUGAAGAAUAGAUUGAAGCUUAAAUACGGCUUGUUGUGUGAAUAUACCGUAAGACACUGGUUAAGUCUCAGGGUUUGGUUAGAAAAUUCCGGUUUUAUGCUUAGACUCUAUGCACUGCAGACUGCCACGGUAAUCUAACCACCGACCGAAAUAUAUAUCGUUCGAUGAUUCGCCAAACGCGUAAAAUUAUUAUAUGCCACGCAUUUUUUGGAAAGUGGACGUUCUUCGUGAAUUUAGGAGGCUGGUUAGGAAGUCAACUUAAACCGUUUCCAUUAACAGGUUUGACAUUCAAAAAGACGUCUGACGAAAGAAAUGAUAAUAAAUUAGAUGCCUUUUUACACAAAAUGUCAUAAGUUGACAAAAUGACGCAUUUUUGACAAACGCAGAUUGACCUUGGUGGCGCCAAUCGAUCAAGGCAAACCGGUCUGCGCGGGACACGGAGAUUUGAAACAAAAAUCGAUAAAAUGAUUUUGGCACUUCGAAAAAAGUCAUGUAUGCUUAAUGCGAAUUAAAAAAACGAGCAUGGUUAAACGGGGGUUAUACAAAGCAUAGACCCUGGAAUUUCUCUGAGUACAGCUUUCCAGGCAAGAUAAAGUACAACCUUUCAGAAACUGGUGAUGAUCCUCUUGCUACGCAAAUGAGAAUUUUUCAGGGACCGGCCUUUGACUCUGUUGAUCCCUUGAUCGUGAAAAAAUAUGUAGAUGUUUGGAGUCUGAUUUGUGGCAUUUCUUUUAAAUCGGUACCGCAAUUCUGGAUAGUAAAACGAUACAAUCCCGCGUCGUUCUGAACAUCCAAUACCUUUUGAACCAAUGUCUGCGUUCUUGGACAGCUGUCUUCACGUCAGGACGACUGUGUGUCACAUAGCGACAUACACUGACCGAUUUUUUAUGCUCUGUUCUUGUCGCUGUCCUCAAACAAACUGAAAUAUCCACACAUUCGUUUUAGGAAAAACCAUACGGUUGUGCACAGCUUCCGUGGACUAGAAGAAGAAACAGGAAUUUACACGGGGCUGGAAUUCCCAACUUUGUUUGUAUUUGAGCCAUGGGUUGUUACACUAUCAUAACGCGCAGCAGGAGUCCAAUAGGGAUGCAUGACACACGUCAGCUGGGCUACGCAUACGUAAUAAAUGUCUCACAUGUAGACUGCUGUGUCACGCCAAGGCACAGGCCCAAACCACCCAAGCCACUUAAAUCAGAUGACUGGCGGGCUCGAACAGCGGAUCGAUAUCUUGGAGCAGGAAGACAGUCUGGUGUAGACCCUGGGGGACUGCAUCCCUCAGGUACUUCGGCGCAUUUCCUUAACAAAAACCUGUCGUGCACUGAAACUAUUUCGACGCGCUAAAGGCCGUAACUUGGAAGGCUGCCUACUGAAGGGAUAACUCAGUCCUCUGGGGACGGAAAUUGAGGCUGCAGUAAUUCCACCCUAAUAUGGCGUCUGUGGCACUCCUACAUAACUAGGGUCCCAGCCCCUGCUUCUUACCGUGUAAAAUCCUGAUCUUAAUUAUUUGGACCAGGGAAUUUGUAGCGUACCUAGGCGCGGGUUUACGCCAUGUCAGCCACUUGCGCACGAUCCCGCCCUACGGUCUUCUUGACUCUCUUUUGACACCGCACCCAGGAGGAUGACGAGGGGAGAGUGCAAUAGAUGCAGUACAAGUCCGCCACCACAAAAUAAAAAACGCUGGCCCGAAAAAUAGUAAAUAUUAAAUGCGUGGAAUGACAUUGUAUCACCUGUAGUCGUGAGCGGCACCGGCUUUAAAAACAUUCCAUCAAUUAGAUUUUAAAUAUCGAUCGGUUGCUGGACAGCUCUACUAUAAUAAAUAAAAGGAUUUCUCCAAUCUUCGGAAGGAAGCUAUCAGAAAAAUUCCGGGACUUAUGCCUUGCAUGACUCUUGAUAAACUGAUUUUGGCCAUUUUAUUUGCAUUCGCUUUUCUGUCACAUGUUUAUCCUCCUCGAGGUCUUUGUGCUCGCACAGCUACGGAGAUAUUUUAAUUAACUUUCUGCCUAAACUAUCCGUGCUUCUCGCGGACCGGUCUGUGUUUAUCAUUUGGCGUCGAAUAUGUCAACCCUCAUUGGUCCAACGUUUGCAAUAUGCAUAUUUACAGUAGGCGGGCUAACUCAUGAAAUACCAACCACAAUGUCAGCCGACCGAAAAGAGUAAUUAAAUGGGGUUAUAAAACGGAUCAUCAUGCAACAUAAUUCUAUCAUAAUUCAAUUGCCUCAGGAUUCCGGCUUUCAAACACACUUCUUUCCUGCUGUAUGCAAAAAUUAUACUCUGUAAAAAUGACUACUUUAUUAGCACGAAUUUUUCCCAUUAGUUUUCAGUGUCCUGGAGAAUUCAACUAAAUUUCAUAGAAAAAUGAAGAAAAAUAUCCAUUCUUUCGCUCAUUUGGUAAAAAUUGCGUCAUCCUUAAAGUUCAUACUCAAAGAAAGGGCUUAAUUUGGUUUUCAAAUAGGCUUCUAAUUCUCGAAUAAUUUUGAACCCGACGUUCCGUUACAAUUGCAUUCGGAGUUUCCAAACUGCAAGUCGUAUGUUUUCCGCUCGCGAAAAGCCAUAUAUUUCUAUUUGGUGUUAAGAGGAGACUAUAAUGAGUUCAUGAUAUUUGGCAGUGGAUUUGAACCAUACUGUUGACUUCACAAGCCAAAUUGGUAAAUAAAGAGACCUGAAGUUUGAUGAACGGUCAUUUCAUGGUAUUGAAAAAUCUCACAAUUAGAAACUUCUAUAAAACCAAAUUAAACACUUUCUUCGAGCAUGAAAUUGGAAGAAGACGUAAUUUUCAACUUAGUGAGCAAAAGAAUGAAUAGUUAUAUGCAUGCUUUCCACGAUAUAUAGUCGAAAUUGUAAGGGCAUCGAAAAUCAUUGAGGAAAAUGCACGCUAAUUAAGCAGUCAUUUUUUAGAGAAUGUUGUUUUUGCAUGCAGCCGGAAGGAUGUUCACUCGAAAGCCGGUAUUCUGAGGUAACUGAGUUAUUAUACAAUUAUUCUGCAUGAUGAUUAGUUUUAAAACCCUGCCUAAUUAAUCUUUUGGUAAAGAAAACGCAUUUUGGAAUUUCGGUUGACGUUUCCUGAGUUAGCCCACCUACUAUAAAUACAUAGAAGAAGAGUAACUGACAUAAGCAAGGCAGACUGCAUGGACUUAUCCGGCUUAUUCAUCGCACUGUUAACGUCGCUUACUUACCAUACAUCUAAUACAGUGUACAUCAUGCGGAAGUGGUAGUGGGAAGUGGGUAAUGUCUGACAACAUGAAUAUGGGAUAGUCCAAAAAAGGGAGAGUCGGAUGACCCUUGUAUGUCUUUAAUUUUCAAAGAGUAAGAAUCCCGUACUCGAGUCCUUGGCCUCAGCACCAACCGCUCUCUUUUCCGUGUUUUUUUGAGCAAAGUUCUCUGCCGACAACGUCGAGGCAGUUUUUGGAUGAAUGCUGGCAGAGUCUGACGGCUCUCCCUCCCUCAUCACGCCAUUCUGUCAAGCACUGGUUAUGAGGCGCAUACCACUCGGUGGCAUUCACAUCAUGGGUGGUAUUGUGAAAUCGGUGAGAAGGGACCCUUUUAGCAAUCCAACGUAACCAUGUGAGAAGCGCUGGCGCAAGCACGCGCACCACGUCAUGGCAGGAAACUUUUUUGUUUUUAGCCCUCCUCCUACGAAAGCAAAAUUUACCACCUCAUCAGCUGGGCAGAGAGCCAGUGUCUGCGGGGAUUCCUGUAAGCUCUGACCAAAAUCCUGACUGGCAUGUUUGCGGAGCUGUGCGCGUCUGACUGUUUCGCUGGGGCAUGGAGGCGGGGUGGGGGAGGACGUGUCGUUUGCUUUUGACCGCCCUCCCCCCCCCCGACAAUUCCAUUCGGUUUUAGAAAUUUUAUAAAGUUAGAGCUUUUUUCACGCGUUUCGUACUUUACAGCUCCUGCACUGGUGAUUUGAUCGUCUGCCGGUCUAGUCUGCCAUUCGCUCCUGUAAGGUCUGUUUCCACAGUGACCUCGAUUUGGGUGCAUGGUCAGGUCACUACACACACACACCAACAAAGAGGCACCGAAUAUGAACACCUGGCCUUACUUGUGCGUAGAAAACCUGCCUCCACCCUACCAGAACCGGCAAAGCAGUCAAGCCUAGUUAAUCAAAACUCGACUGCAUUUGGGGUUUCUGUGACUGUUCUUUGCGCUUGACUGCCUUCCGCCGUACACAAGUAAUCCGAGUGACUUGUAGCCCUAUCGACAAACGCCCUUCAAAAAACGACAGGAAAAUGGAUCUGUACCCAAUAGUAGGACGUUGGACCUAACGCUCCAUAAUAAAAACAGCCCGUUUUUAUUAUCACUUGCCUUAGAUGGUACAUAUAGUGGAUGUGACGUCUCAUUAAAUGUUAACCGGAAUUCCGAAAAAAAUUUUUUCGACUGAAAAAUAUUACUUUAGUAGGGUUGUAAUAUUAAUGACCGUGCGGCAGAACCCCAAGAUAUUUUCAUUAGGCCAGGAUAUCGGUUUUUGAAUGAGCUUCCUCUGUACGAAUCUUCCCCAUUGAUCUCCAAUACCCUUAUAAAUCCAAAUGCACAAACAAUUUCCCUCUUUUAUUAAUUUUGUAACUAAUUAGGCCUUCAAUUUUUCCACUUAAAGAAAGCGUAUCUUGCUGUUUUCAAAAAACUUUUCGAUGCCCUAGAACUUUUGCAACAAGCCGAGUACAAGGAAAAAUAUUUUUUACAUGUUCUAGCAAAAUAUGACUGAAUUUAUAAGGGAAUCUAAAAUCAAUGGGAAAAUUCUUGCUACAUUAGUAGCCAUUUCUUACAGAGUGCAGUUUUUGAAGACGGCAGGAAAGAGGCGCGUUUUAAAAGCCGGCAUCCUAGCCUGACUUAUAUGUCUUAGGAUUCUGUUGCAGUACAAUUAACAUAACAAACUUAUUUUGGGAAUUCUCUGGGUUGAAUAUACAUUUCAUAAUUUCGAUUAAAAUUUCUUGAGAUAAGACACUUGCCGGUCUCUUUGCGAUUACCUGAGAGAGUUCUAGAUUGAGCCACGUCCGGUAAACAGACCAGUGAACGCCCUUUCCACAUUAGUGACCCAAUUCUUCCCAAACAAUAGUUUGAAUGCACAAAUAUCACCUGGGCCUCUGCUUGAGGGCUUCAGACGUCCUCACCAUUAAAAGGAAUUGAGAUUAUCUGAAGGACAUCCUGGAAAAACCUAAUUUUUCACGGAUCGGUUUCUGGCAAUUUUAUAUGAGGCACAAAUAAAAAUGUGUUUUUUGUCAUUCGGGAAAGUCUGCGCAGUCAAACAAGUGCUUUUAAUAAAUAAGGAAUGCAUCACUGUUUGGCGACUCUUUAAUUUCCCCAGAAAUUAAUUGUUAACUUAAAACAGAUUAACGUGUUUGUGACUUACAGACCCAGACUGAAUUUUGAUAUGAAUAUUUGGGCUGAAGUCCAUCUGCCACAACGGACUAACCGAGUAAUAGUCGUAAACUGCCAAAAGACAGCCGUUAGUAUAUUGUUAGUUAGCACAACCUACCCUACUUUGCAGCACAGGUAGUAGUUAAAAUUUCGCCUUGAAAACAUGUGUCUCGAGUAGACUGAUCUAAUCCGAGUACCCAAAUUAUUUCUGAGGAAAGUAAAAAAACUGCAAUUUCAAAAUUAGAGGAUCUAACAGAAAGCUCACGAUGAACGUUCGGGGACCCACUGAACCGCCGCGGCUGUGUCCUGUAGCGGCAGAAUAUCGGUGAAACACGCUUGUCUGAGCUUUAGCUAGUACCUGUGCUCUAAAGCCUGUUAACAUAAUGCUACCACAUCAACCACUCGUUUAUAAUCCAAACAUUUGAAGACUAUUUUUUGCAAGCACAGUCGAUCAUAUCAGAACAUUUGCCUUCGAAUUCUCAAUUUAAAAGUUUCUUUGGAGCCUACUCUGUUAGCACUUCGUUCAGCUGCUGAGCAAGUUGUUAAAAUAUGUCGCUUGCUGUUCGCGUAUUGGCCACAAUAUUUUGAGAUUAUGGAAAUCAUGCCCAGACUUCUCUACCUACUUAUAGGUGGCUCGAAUAAAAAUCCCUUUCUUGUUAUUCGGGAAAACCCCGUGCAGCUAAACAAGGGCUUUUUAAUUAAUUAGGACUGCAAUACUCUUUGUAAUCUAGAAAUCAAUAUAUUAAAUUUGUUCAAAUAGUAUCAGUCAUGUCAGAACACAUGGCGUUCGAGUUCGCAAUCUCAAACGUUACGCGAAGUAUGCGUAGCUUUUGGCAUUGUGAUUGGUGAUCGGAGUAUCUAACAGAAAACGCACGAGGGAUGCUGUGGCACCCACUAAUGAUCUGAACCCCCCGCGGCUGUGUCAUGUAGCGACAGAAUACCGGGGAAGCACGCUUGUCUGGGCUUUUGGCUAAUACCUGUGCUGCAAGGCAUGGUAACAAAAUGCUACUAUACCUACCACUGGUUUAUAAUUUUUACAUUUGAAAGCUAGUUUUGGCAAGCACAGUCGGUCAUAUCAGAACAUUUGCCAUCGAAAUCUCAAUUGCAAAUUUCCUUCGCACGUCUGUCACUUGCUGAGCACGUUGUUGAAAUAUGUCAAUCUGUGUUAGGGAAUUAAGACAGGGAUGGGAGACAGCACUUUUGCGCCAAAUAUACCCCUUGAUACUUUGUAGAUGUCCGAUUCCUAAAUUACCUUUAUGUGCAUGCUAGUUUCUGAAAAAAAUAACGGACCCUUUGAGAAGGUUGUAGACGAUGCGACUGGUGGCGCAGUUACUUGCCAAUAUAACUGUUGGCAAAGGGCUAAUUUAUACACAGUCGCCCUUAAGAGUACCUGGUAGCAUGGCUCGAAUUUUGGUCCUUAUGCUUUAUAUUUUAGAGAAAUGCGAAUAAAAUGUAGGCCAGCAGAGGAUGAAAUGUCGCUUACAUGUAACUUGAAAGGAAGGACAAGGUUUUCCCGUGGAUGGUUUCCGUCGCGAGAAAAAAAUUCUGGCGAUUCUUGAAGUAGGGUCUUUCGAACUUCCUUGUCAAUGUAGGCCUCCAUAUUGAAAGAAUAUAUAUGUGUCCAUAACACCAUGCUUACGACAGUUCACCUGUCUGCCCUAUCCCCGAUAGUUCGUUUUGACAAUGUCCACCGUGUGCUCCAGAACAGGCUGCGAGCAGGAAUGGUGACUUGUGCAGAAGUUUAGUUUAUAGUGGUGGGAGACUUGUACUCUCUUCCCAACUUCACACCUGGACCCGGUGUCAAGAGAGGGUCAGGAAGACCGGAGGGGAAGGAGGGCGCAGGUGGAUGGCAGGUCGAGCCCGCACCUUGGCGUUCCACCCAACAUCGCCCUGGUCCACACAACAAAUAACCAGGUUUUUGAUCAACAGCAACAACAAUGGGGGGUGGAAGGGUCCCAGUGUGCGCGACUUACGCCGUCAACCGGAUAUGCCCCCCCCCCGGACCCGAAAAUGUUAGUAUUAUGACCGACAGGGCAACGGGCUCGUGGCCCGGUGGGUAGAGGCGUGGACUUCUAAACCAACAGGUCGCGAGUUCGAGGCUCGGGUGUUCCACACUUCGGGCUUGGGUAUGGCUGGCUGCAACGGCUAAUAAGCCAGAAAUGGCCAUUCCAGUCUCCCUUGUCUUUGUCGGUAAUGCCAAUCUGCCAAUGUUAGUAUUUUUUACGGUGCGCUAAGCCAAUAACGCCUGCCAGAAACCGAAAUGGUCCCCGUGUUGGUCCCGCGCAUCUAUCACAUGGCUCCUUUGGGGGUCACAGCUUAGGUGUUUUUAGGAUGGAUGGGCAUUUUCGUGAUUCAUUUACCACUUGAAGGAAUAGCGUCGAGUUUCUGGGCUCGCGACAUAGUCUGCCUCAUUUACGGUUUUGUGGGAACCACCAUGCCCAAGGCGGCUUAUGCACGUUCCGUUGAACAGAUUAACAAAUGUAUCCCACAUUAGGGUCUCGAACAUUGCUUUUUCAUGAUUGUUUCAUGAAAAGCUCCCCAAAACAGGCACUCAUUUGGCAUUUACGUACUAAUCGAUGGGAAGUUAAGUUUUCUGAUCAACUAGAAUCAGGUAUAUGGCGCAGUCAUUUCAACUUUGGGAAGUAGAUUGGGGCUGCGAGGUUAGAAUACAAUCAGAUUUGACUAGUAACCCCCACUUACACACCGUCUCCUCUUAAUCGCUAUACACUACUUUCUGGAAUGACCUCCGUUGUCUUUUUUGUUAAUGAAAUUUUCCAGCCUGCAUGCACACAUCACAUGAUAGGACGGAUAUGAGGCGAUAACACAGGUCCUUGACCACACCUGAGCACAAAACGAAUCUAAGGUGUGCUUGCUAAAAAGUCAGGUAGAACUGUACUCGAUAAUUUUUUAAAACUGGUAGCAAUAGCCAUCUUUAAAUGAAGGGAAUGUCGGAUGUCUUGGCGAAUGCACCCUCCCUCCUCAGUAGUAAGAACUUCAGAAGUCUCGACGGGUAGGGCUAUACGGGUGCGAAUCAGGGAACAUGUGAUCUGCACACGAAGUGAAUAUAAGGGGUGGUAAGGGUUUCAUUGCUUAGUUCUCUGAGGCAGGCAGAGCAAUCGGUAGCUCAUCCGCCAAAAAGAUAAACGUCCAUCACUGUCUCAUAAUGUUGGAACUGCAGCAAUGACUUGCAACGCACCUAACUCUCUCUCACCCACCACUGCCCCUUGCUCCGCUGACAGAACAAAGUCUAGACGACCGAAGGUGAGUGCAGACGCACCCAAACACAACCUUAUUCCAGUUCCUAUGCCAGGUUGCCAUUGUAGGAAGACGAUUGUGGCAUGUGCAUAGGCAUUAAAAGAGAAGAUGAAGGGGCUUUUCUUUUUGGUGUCUGACAGGUUGUUCAUUGCUGUAAAGACAUUCGGGAUUAGUUCGUCAUGACAGCCGAUUUGGCCAGCGUCAUUUUGCCGGGCCGUAGCCAUCGGUGGGAUUGUUUAGUCUUAGACUCAACUUUUCAUGUCUGUGCUGUGUUUGGGGCUGCUAUGACAGCAUGUAGAUCCUCGGGUUUCCAUUUUCACGGUAGCAUGUUAUCGCUGGUAUGACCACCGACAUAAGUAGUGAAGGAACGAGGGCACCUAAUAUGGUAGGUCACUUCGGUCGCGCCCCUAGGCGACAGGUGGCAUGUGAGUCGCAUGGGCAAAAGACGUAAUUACCUCCGGUUGCUAUGGUAACAACACGUCGGCCGUGGUUUUUUAGGUCUUUAUGAGAGAGGGAGGUAAUCCAAGUAGGCUUCACAUUCGUCUCGGCCGCGGCGAUUGCGCGCUUGUUUACGACAAUUUUGUUUACCAGGAAUUUCCUGAACUCAGAGCAUACUGUUCUACCACUGCUCCACUUUAUUGUGGCUGUGCACAUUCUCGGCCAUGGCCGGGCGCGACCGUCCGACUGUGGCAAGAAAAGAGAGGCCCGAAGCGACCUUUGUCGACAGCACUAAAAGUCAUCGAUUCAUACUGUGAAUUCUCAUCCCUCAAGGUCACCUUGCCUUGCGAGUACCUUCGUCUUAUUUACCCUUCUCAAAAAAGUGCCCGCUUAUAAUUCCUCCUUAUGCUUUGUGAACCGCGCUUAUAAACUGUGUAAAAUAUAAAAGGGGGCGUAUUCUGAAGCAGUCGCUCAAAACCUGCGUCCUUUCACUGCAUGCUGCCAAGUGGGUUUCUUGCCUUAGUGGGACUCGUCAUUCGUUCGCAGUCCUUGGCAUUGCCUCGUGGUUUUCAUGCUGAGAAUAAAAUUAUAAAAUUAUUGUCAGUGUAACAGUGAACCUGCUUUAAUGUACGGUCCGUGACUUAACUCUUAAAAUAUGUUGAGAUUUGCGAAUGAUUUUUUUAGUCACUAUCAAACCGAUAUCAGUGAGUGGAGCCAACAUCUAUGCUAAUAAACAAAAACUUCGAAGGAAGUAAAAACAUAAGAGAAAUAUUCAAAACAAUGUUACGUUGUUUAGAAAUACAAUUUUUUAGAAAAGCGAAAAAUCCCGAAAACGUCAAAACUGUUUGUAAUUUUGUGAACUUCACUUUCAUAUGUACUGAAUGCUGUCCACGCAAUAACGGAGUAAAUAGGACAGCAAAAAUAGAAUAACGUUUAAAAAUGACAUUUUAGUAAAGUUCUCAUUUAAAUGUCCUUUAAGAAAUAGUGUAACUUCAGGUGUGGUGGAUUGCUGACAGCCGACAUUUGGAGUAUAGAUUCCAAAACGGUUACCCAAGGAUUUGUGGUAUUCUUUACGUUUUUGAAUUGAUUGGGAUGCAGUUCGAUAAAGCAAAUAGGUUUUGCCUAACUUCGCCGAUAGGGACGUCAUAAGAACGAAAGGUUUUACUAGAGCAGAUGUUGCCAGGCAGAUAAAUGACUAAUAAAUUCGAAUAGAACUGACAAGUGUAAUCGUGAACAUACAUUUUUUCGCACCUAAAGAGAUCUUUUCUCUCGUGAAACUUAUUCGCGCCUUUCCUUCAUUCUGUAUCACGUCGGAUUUAACACCGACCUUGAGAUAUCGCUGAAAACUUUAUGAUUUUCAAUUUCUUAUUCGAUCGUUCAUAAAGACAGAUUCUGCACUAUCCAUUUGUUAAAACCCUAAAAAUAAAGUACCUCAAGUAAUUAGGCGCUCUUUUUCGCGUAGGGUAGAAUUCAAAGCUUUAAAAAACCCUUUUUUGAGAUUUUGGAGUUCGAUAGAUAAUUGUCCUGCGACGACACCCAUGUGAACUUUGAAAAAGACAGAGCCGACAAACGUGCGUUUUCGACUAUUGACCACCAGGCCAGCGCACCAAUAUAAGAUAUAGUGGAACUGCGAAAGAUGAAAACAGCCAAUAAACGAUAUUAGUGGGGAAGGGACGUUUGAGGAUACCUGGACAUAAUUGAACCGGGAAGGGUGGAAUUAUGGUCUAGUUCUGUCAGAGAGCAGGGAGAGAAUGAGACUGUUACUUGAUAUUUUUGUACAUUUUCAAUGUAACGAGACGCUUUAGGAUGCAAAUAAGAACAUUUAGGGGUCAACUUAGGCCAUGGCAGCUUGAGGGUUUGAACGAACGUCUUCCAUGAGCAUAAGAUUGGGUUGGCUAGCUAUAUGGCCACCGUCCCUACCGUCACAAAGUAUCUGCUAGAGCAAAAAUUCGGGGCGUCUCGCCGGGACUCGAAAAUCCUGCCUGAAGACUACCCAGUCGUCACGAAACGGGUCAAGCUUUAGAUGCGCGAGACCACAACGGGAGGUCAGACUGUGGGCAUAUCACGCCUUAACCAGGCUUCACAGUCCGCUCAGCACAUAACAAAUGCCACACACACACACAGGCGGAAAUGGCGGUACGCCUAGGCGCAGUCCCACGCCUGGCCAUCAUACGGCUGACCGAUUAGGACCGCGGACUGCGAGGAAGAGAGCGAGUGAGGUCGACUCUAGGGUCUCCGCGUCCGCAUGGGACUUCAGCACAAAUCCCUUGUUAUAAACAAUGUGACGCAAAAAGCCGAGACUUGAAAGGAUAAUUCUGUCCCCCCCCCCUCAGGACGGAGAUUCAGGCUCUUAAUAUGGCCUCUGAGAUACUCUCGAUCGGAUGGAGCCUAAGUCGUCCACCAGUCUUCCCCUUAACCUAGACCAGGUCGUGUGUUGCACGCGUAGACCAGUUUUUGUCAGCCCCUGUCCUCAGGCCCUAUCGACACCGGAUCUUGAUGAAGAGAGAGUGCGGUAGACGCUGCACAAGUCUGCUAUCGUUUUAAAUUAAUUCGCACGCGAGCCACUUGUACUGCGCUCAAUGUAUUGUGGGGCACACGGGGGAUAUCGUCGUUCUCGACGGCCAGAGUGCGGCCCGUGUUAACUAGGUGAAAUGUUGUCCUAGAGACAGAAGAGAGGGAGUUCUGGUAUCUAUUUAAUAUUGACCAUACGGUUAACGACCAUCCUACUGUGGCCCGUUUGAAGUUGUCCUAAGUCGCAGAUAGGACCAUGAUCAAUCAAAGUACUGCUCCUGUGAGGGGUUUUGACGUUCAUUAAUAGAGGCAAUUUCAAAUACGACAUCUCCGGGUAUGAAAAGCUAUGCAGCCUAUUGUCAAAGUCAUGAAAAGCUGGUAGAUCUGUCGUUUUCCUAGCCAAUUCCGGAGACAGAAUGUCUUAAUAUUGUCUACCGUCGGUGUAAAGAAUAACUUAGGGAUUGGUUGAGAAGCACUGAUUUUGAGCGUCUUCUUAUUGGUCACCUGAGUUCUGACAACGUACAGCGCGGACUCCGAAGACUGUUCAUCGUCGGUGAACUACCUCGCGAGCGUCGGUUUGAUGAGACCAGAUAAGACAGUAUUAUUGGGAAUCUCCCUCCUCCUUCUCCCCCGGCCAAACUUCACACUGUACCAGACAGGGGGUCAUUCAACUCAUAUGCGGUUUGAUUGACAAGAAUGCGGUGGGCUUUGACGGUUAUAAUUCAGGUUGAAACCCUUCAGUCCUGGAGGAUAGAUUUGAAUGGUCGUUUCUGACUUUCCGGUCACAGGGACUCAAGAUUUAAUCUCGGAUGAAGUCGGCUACUGAACUUAACGCUCUGCUAGUUGAGGUGGGAAUUAACGCUCCAACGAUUUCUACCAACAGUUUCCAUGGUCACGCACGGCUUGCGUCCACUUCACUGUCUUAGUUGUAGGUUGGGUCUGUUUCAUUGAAUUUUGUGUUAAACCUGGCACACUCGCGGGACGCCACGCAGGAUAGGAAGCCAAUAACCGAUUUGAAGCCCACUCUAACGUUGUUUUUUUCGUUUUAUCACAGGGUUGGAUAUGCGAUUUAUUCACGCUCUUCAAAUGUUAAUCGAUGCAAUCAUUAGAAACCAUUUUCGUCAAGUUUAGCAGGUUUUAUUGAACGCAAAAAACGUAAUGCGUAAAUCUAACUAAGUUAUCUUAAUUCUAUUUCACUAAAAGUUGAAAGCGUUAUCGAAACGAAAUUCUGUUUCCGCAAAAAAAGUCAGUCAAGCUGAUUGUACCGUGGAAUUAUGGGUAGAAUAAUCUGCUAAUAUGUCUAUUUUCUCGCAUCGAACUGUCAUCGACGUCUAAUAGGCUCAGGUUUAAAAAGCCCUUGUUCAAAGUAAUCCUCAGAUAUUUUAUGCUUUGCGAAUCCUGGUCAAGAGAACUGCCUGAACCAGCAUAUCGCAGUUUUUUAAUGCUGCAAUGCAGAAUAUCUUGCUGUGAUUAUACGAACCUCACGCCAACAAUUCGACGCGAUUCUUUUUUUGUAGGAAAAGGCUGAGCUCUUGGCAGCAAGCAGUCAAGAAGCUCACGUUUUACAAAAUGAGAUCAGUAUGUGCCGACAGCGAGAAGCGGAUAUCCUUCUCGCCUACGAGGAACUUCUACACAGGGUCGAGUCGAUCGAUAACAUCAUACAGGAGGUUAGACUUGUGAUAACUUAAUACUACUUGAUAAUUGUGAGUAAACGGUUUUUAUAAAGUUUCCUUACACGUCAGGUGCCUUGGCUGGAGGUGCUAUUCAACUCCAACGAGCCGAUAUCAGCUUGCAUGCAGAAGCUGAAAGCUGCGACUCCUGUAGAAUGCAGGCUCUCCACCAAUGACAUCACCCCCCACCUGUCUCCAACCCACCGUCCAAGCAUGGUUCAUCGGCCAGACGACUACCGCUGGUCACGCGGGGAAGAAGAAAGACCAAUUAGGAAAUUCCACCGCUCCGGCAGUGAUUCGCCCCUGAGUGACAGCGGCUGCACCUCAGAGAGUCACGACGAACUCUCUCUGGCUUCACUCACAUCUGCUCACAGCAGCCCCUACCUGCGUCUCAGCGCAUACGACCAGGCUACUGCGAAAGAGCCCGCCCCAGUCUGUCGCCCAACCAACCUGAGUCGUAGCAAAUCGAUCGCCAAUCCUUUCAACCUGCCGACGGAAGCAGCACCCUGUGUCUGCCAGAAGGACGGUAAGGUGAAUCAGGCCUCCGGGGCUGUACGGUUGCGGACCCAACGGGAGAAAGCUGCAGCGGAACGGCCAGCCACGACAUUUGGAAGGAUAACUGACUCCCUGCGCAAAUCCAUCACCAAGUUUGCGGACAAGUCUGAGUGGAAAACGGAGGCCCUCAAGUCUCAGCAUCGGGAAGCGAGGACGUUGAUCCUGUUAAACGAAACUCAAGCCGAGGUAAUUUCUCCCCCACCUCCUAAGAAGAGCCUUUUAUUGCCUGUAGGAGCGAAGAGGCGAGUUCCAGGCGACAGUCCAGAAGAGGGAUCGAUAGAAGGAAUAAUUUAGCUGGCCUGACGGUAGGGAUCGUUAAUGUGCCCCUCUCGAAAAUAGAAGCGUCCUCUUUACUAUCGCGAGAUAGGCUCCAUUCUAUCCUGUCAUAAACCUAACCUUAACUCUAACCCUACCAAGAAUACGCCUAGGUGCAGGUCUGCGUCGCGCCGGUCACCGGCGUCCUCUUUUUCUUCCGGUCUUCUUUUUCUCCUAAUGGAGGAGAAGGAGUGAAUGCAGAAGAUUCAGCGCAGUCGAUUAGCACAUUAAACUAAUCCACGCACAUGUCACCGUCCCUGCUAUCACCCUACCGUGGAGCACACGGUGGACAUCGCCGAAACCGGUGGACAUCAUUGGCAAUGACGGUCGAAAGUUUCUCGUUGACAGGGACCACGUGUUACGAAGAACGUAGACAGAGAUUCAAAAAUGAAUUAUGACGACCCCUUGGCGUCUCUAUAACGCAAUGUCUGGACCAUCUACAGGGAGUGGAGGGUGCACCAAUAAGCCUUUGCUUCUACGUUGACCUUGAACUGUCCAAUAGGAUUCAACUUAACCCAGUUUUCUCGUUUUUUAUUCCCCCUGUAUCUUUGCAUCCCAUUAGUUGCGGAAAGUAGAGGCGCGAUGUUGUGGCUUGAAGCGCCAGAACGACCAACAGGAGGCUCGAAUGGCAAUUCGAGGAGAGGAGAUUGAACGACUGACGGACACGGAACGUCAGCUGCGUCGGGAACUACGCAACUGGCAACAGCGCGUCUUCGAACUGGAGGCAGAGGUUUGUUCAGACAGUUGGAUCAGAUGCAAAAAUAACUCAUCUUCAUGACAAAAGGCUUCUAGAAUGACCCUUGUUUGCUGAAAAUUCAACCUCCGUUAAUGGCUUAUUUAGACCAAACACUUCCUAAAUUUGCUUGUAGAAUUUUUCAACGUCGUCCUUAGAGUGUCUUCAAACACCAUUUAUUCGUCUAGCUUCAGAGGUAUUCCGUGCAUGCAAUCACGCUCUCUCUCUAGGAUUCCUGAUAUCGGCGCCUGUGUUCGAUUAUAUUUAAAAGUAACGGAGACAGUUGUCGUCAGAACUUAGAAAUUGCCAUCAACUCUCGAGAGUGGUUCCCCCUGUAUGGAAUAACUGGAGGAUGGCAUAUGAAAUUCCUUUUUGAUUCGGAUGUUUGUCUACAACCAUCCCAGAGAUUCGCAUAGUGAGGAAGAACCAACAAUCAAUCAAUAUUUACGAUAAAGACAGGGAGGACCGGAAUGGCUACCUCUAUCGUUUGUUGUAACACCCCAUUCGCAGACGAGAUACAGUGAUCCUAUGGCUCACCUGCUAGGCCUUCCAUUGGAUAAACAAAUCCGACCUGGUUUCCAGUCCAAGCUCUUCUAGAGCCUCUGGCAGCCUGAUGAGAGCUGGUAGAUCGGAAGUGGAAACUGGAAAUCUCCUUAGAUUUCCUGCAAUUCCUCCUAUUAAAAAAUCUGUCGGGCAUCUUUUUGAGUGGGAAAGAAACAAUAUGAUCAUAUAUUUUUUUAUCAGAUCUUGCGAUUAUCUUCGGGGCUUUAUCUUUCACAGACACAGGAGAUAAAAAGGAACAGUCAGAUUGCUGAGCUCGAGAUGAAGAGUCGACUGCUGGAGGCUAACAUGCGGCUUUCUGAGAUGGAGCAACUGCUGCAGCAGAACUCAACGCUUUCCCAAAUCAUACACGGUUCGCCCUCGCUACACUCCUCUGACAAAUCAGGUCUGGCAACGCCACAGCUUGGCCAGUCAUUCACUGAGUCGGUCGAAUCCUAUAAGCCGCCUAAAUCCGUUCGGCUUCUUGAAUCAAACGGAGCAUCUUUUGCAAAACCCACCCUAGGACAUCGCUUUGCCUCAACCCUAAGUUUAAACAGUACCGGCGACCCCGACCGGCUGCAGGCGCGGACCCGGCAGGUACGGCAAUCUAGUUCUCACAUAUAUGCUUACUGACAUAGUUUCAGUAGGUCCUAUUUACAAUGCACUGUAAUUGUUGUAGGCAAUCGCACGGCACGCCUCCAGCCAGCAAAUUAAUCGUCGAGGUGAACGAGCGAGGAACGUGACCUUUAGCGAGACUACUCGUCACUCCGCGGCACCCCUUAACUUACACACCACUUCCUUCGGUUCCCUAAGCGAACUCCAGCUUAAGGCCGACGUCUAA